ACACUCACAUGCAGUCAGUGCAAAAGGAGCGUUCACUCCCUCCGCAAGAGCGCACAGAUUUUUGAAGGACCCAGUGGUGGGAAAAGCAAAAAUCCUAAAGGCAGCGUUUUGUAGCACUUUUAGAUGACUUCUCCAGCCUCGUUAGACGUCUCUCGGUAGCUGACAGAUCAGUUUGAGGAAUGUUUUAGGGACAGAGAGUCUCUCCAAAGGGCAUUUGGAGCGCGCAGUCUGAGCCCUUAUAAUGCGGAGAGAUCAAGUCUCAGUAGUUUGUCGGUAUGAACGCAGCACAGACGGACCCUGAGAAACUGCUUUCAUGGAUGGACUGACUGACUGAUUGAUUGAUGGGCGUUUAAUUAUUUACUAUUCAAGAUCAGAGGAUUUCCUUGUCGUAGUCAAUAAUUUAAAGAAAUCGUGGAUUAGGUGUCGAGGAUUUCUUUUUCCCUUGAAGGUGCGUCUUUAAUGGGGAUGUUGAUCUUUUACAUUUAGCCAACGCCUGGGUCACGGAUCUGAAGGAGGGAUUUAACCUUUCUCCAGGUGGAAAUAUAACCAGUUUUCUUCCAGGACCCUAACUCAUCUCUACUGCCGCUUUGUCCAACAUGAAGUCUGUCACUGUGUGGAUGUGCGUCUACAGCUUCCUUCUGCUCCUAGGUAAGAAGUGAAAUAUGCAAACAUGUCUAGUUAAGAGCAAAUUCUCACAUUUAGAGCUCAUCUGGACAAUUUCUGUCAUCAGUAAUUACUAUCUGGGGAUAUUUCUUGUAUUUGUCCACUUUUGUCUUUGCAGGAGUUGUUUAGGGUGCAAGGUUAUUUCUUCUUUGUCUUAGAAUAUGUUGUAAAACGAUGAAGGGCGUCAAUGUGCAGCCGGAUGCAUUGGGUUGAUUAUGUUUAACUGUCACUCAAACGUGCUAAUUGAACUUGUUGUAUGUGAAUUAAUUACCUAAACUGUUUGCACAAACAAAAACAUAAAAUACUGUAGUAUAUCUAUCAUACAAGCCUCAUAAUAAUUGCAUAAAAAAUGCAGCAGCAGAGUCCAGUUCUCAUUUAGAAUGAUAAAAGUCUCAGAUUUUUGCUCCAGUUGGACACUCGAGUUUAAUUUAAUAUGAAAAAUCGAUUAUCAUUAUGCUCACCAUCACCAUUAUCAUAAUCAUUAUUACCAUCAUAAUGACAGUUAUCAUCAUAAGUGCUUCCCACACAGGUCAGCACUGAAGUUAAAUUCCUUUAAGCAGAGAAAUAUUUCUCACAGUUAACUUGAUUUGACUCUCCCUCACCCGUUGCUCUCUCUGAUGCAGUGCCUCCUCCUCUCUGAAUUUAGUACUCUACAUCGCCACAAGGGGUCUCUCUUGUCAUUUCUCUGUUUGAGAUUUGGGUUUGCGUGAAGGUGCGUUUGAAUCUCGACUCCUGUCAAACUGCAGCACCUGAGCCUCUGAUCUGUGGAUCACUGUUGACUCAUUUCAAAGUAAUUUUCUGCUUAUCUGGAUGUGAAUAAAGCGGAGUACACAUCCUUAAGGUGCCCCCUUUGAAAUGAGAUAAUUAGACAAUCUUGGGUGAUCAAGCCUCCCCUUGAUUAGGUCUAAUAGUAAAAUGAGAGCUGAGGCUUAACAUGUGUUUUUCUGACGCUUUAGAUGAUUGUAGGUGAGAACAGGACAAGACUCAUGUGAACCAUGAAGAAUGUGAAUAUCUUGCCAAAUGAUGUCUUGACAUGAUAGGGCUUGUUAUAAGCAGUCAGACCAGUUCCAAGUCCAAAAUCCAAUAGGAGAUUUAAAAAGGUGGAGAUCUGGUAUGUGAUGUGUCCUUUUCAGAGUGCAUUCACCCACAAACCUACAAACACACACUCAUUACAAUUCUGAGCCCACUUCUCCUGUCACCCCUAAAUCCUCUCUCCUGGUCCCCACCUAGAUGAGGCAGCCAGUUCCUGGGGUGGUCCCUCUGCUCUGUCCGUGUCCGUACCCUUGGCCAAUGGUUCUCCAGGAUCUCCAGGUGCCGGUGCCGGGUCUGGGCCUGGAGCACAGCCAGAGUGGGUGGACUGCAUCCAGGCGAGUGACAUGUGCAACCAGAACCCGUUUUGCAGCUCUCGGUACCGGGUGAUGCGCCAGUGCCUUGUGGGCAAAGAGAAGGAAGCCAUGCUGGACAACAACAGGGAAUGCCAGGCCGCUCUGGAAGUGCUGCUGGUUAGUCCUCUGUAUGACUGCCGCUGCAAGAGGGGCAUGAAGAAGGAGCUGCAGUGUCUGCAGAACUACUGGACCAUCCACAUGGGACUCACUGAAGGUAGGAGGCAGAUGGUUUUAUAAGUCUCUGUCUUAAAAAUCCCAGAAAACAUCAUGUGUGUAACUGUGCGGCAAAUUCAGAGCUUUUUAUGCCAAAAAACUGUUCUUAUUCAUGCACUUUCUUGAAAAACACAAAUGUUCAAGUGCUCUUUUUUUCCCACAUCUCUCCAGUCAGCUUGAUUUGGUUUUACAUGUGUCAUAAGUACCCCUCAAUGUUCCCCCUUUGACUUUGAAUUCAGCUUUUAACAUUUUUAGUGGCUUUCUUAUUACAGGGAAAUGUGUGUGAACUGCUGCUGCUGCGGUAGAAAACUCUGUCUGUGGCUCUCACCUCUGUCAUUAUUAAUGUGUAUGACUUAGCACAUUUUUCAGCAUUAUUACAUUUAUUCCAAAUUAAUCCUCUAUUCUCAACAAGUGCACUUUCCGGGCAAACACUAGAAGGAUGUGCACCACACCCUUUGUUGAUGCCAAAUUCCCUGAUGCCCUCUUACAGAGAUACCCAGAAGCCCUUGAUGAAAAAUAUAUGCUUUCCCAGUUUCCUCACCCUCUCAAAGGUAAUGGAUCUAUAAUGGGAUUACAUUACGUAGACCUGUUAUGGUGGACUUAUUGGUUUCCACCUAAAGUGUUCCAUAUUACCAUGUAAUUCAGUUGCGCUGGUGUGGCUCAGUGGCCCUUAUGUGUCCACUUACACUGGACGUAAAGUCAAAAAGCACUCAUAUUGUAACAGUAGGGCCUUUUUUUUGAGCAUCAAGCAGUCUCUUGGACUGACAUCACUCUCGGUCCACCCUGAGGGGCGAACACACACUGCGAUUCAUUUUGAGACAAGUCGGAGUGAAUCAGAGCUGCCAGAGAUGCCAUGCCCCGGGGAUCCUGCUAAAGGGGGACCUCAACCCGAGAGUGACAUUUCUCCAUGCUCAUACAUGUGCCAUCUGAUGUCAAGUGCUGUGCCAUGUAAACAUGGCGGACAUUAUGUCCUCAGCUGUUUUGACACGUGGGCUAAUGGUGGAGAAGUCUCUGAGCUUUAAGCAUUCUGGGCUUUUGUGUCGUGAUCCAUGAAGUGAUUUGCCGGGCUGACUGCUCAUAGCACCAGCUACACUUCAUCAGACUGAUGGCAGCAGAGGGUCCCUGACAUGAGUUCAAGGGAAACGUAAUGACAUGAAUGCUCCCCAGGCCUUCUGUCUCUAACCCUGUCUUCCUCUGCUUUUUUCUCUCGCAAUGAUCUUUCUCAUCUCCUUCCACUUCUCUUUCUCACGCUCUCUUUCCUUUGCUCUACAAAUAUCUGCUUUAGUCAAAGUGUUUUAGUUUAAAAGGAUCAUCUGAGUUGUCUGGCUGACAUGGAUAGAGACCUCCUGUGCCUGAGUUAUUGCCCUUCACAGAGUGUCUGUUUCUUUUUUGAAUAAAUGCCUCUCAGCAGUGUCCCAUUUUUGGCCCCUGUCGCCCUUGGAGAUAAAACCUGCUUUAACACAAACGAAAAGCUCUUACAGUACAGCUUUAAUCUAAUCACGAUCCAUUGAGCAGUCAAGCAGGCUUUUGUUAACUGGAAACAAUCUAUGUUCAACAUCCAUCUCUGGGAACAAACACGAGGAACUGAGUCCCAACAGACCGGCUGGAAGUGGUGCUAAACCACUUUUUACAGCUCCUAAAAUCGUUUAUGGACAACAGGGUCUAAGCGUUUUGAUGAAGGUGAUCACAUUUGAAGUUUUAGUUUGUUUAUGUGAAUUUGGAAAGGUUUAGCGCAUGGAAGAGAAUACAACAGAAAAUGACAAGAAACUAAAGAUUAAAAGGGCAGUAUGUAGAAUCAAGAAGCAUUUAGCAGGACAGACUUACCUGAAUACUAAAAUCAUUGUGUGUGUGUGUUUUGGCUGCCCCACUAAAUGCAUUGAUUGGAAGACAAAGAAGCAGAAAUGGAGAGUGGUUGUUGUGCACAGAAAUCAUUUAUUGAUAGAUACUUUAGGUAGUAAAAUUUUGACGAAUGCAGGAUCAGACUUUUCAAACAUCUCUGGAGCUCCAUGUCCUCAAAGGCCAGUGUUUCAAUCCUGAAUCUCACUGCAAGACAUUGUGAAAUAUUUCCAUAAAUACACACUAUUCUUUUAAAGAAGAAGCCCAGAGCUGGAGAUGGUGAAAAGGAAAAAGAUGACAAGCUGAAAUAUAGAAAAGGGGCAACUGAUGUGAUAAGUUUUAGGUGAAAAGUAGAGUGAGGUGGCUCGAGGAAAACAUAUUUAGCUUCUUUAAACAUACGGUCAUCUCCUUUAGGCUUAAGGCUACUGCAAAGUUUAUAAAGCCGUACAGAAAAACAGGCUCCGGCUAUAAGUUACUGAGAGUCUUAUAACCUAUGCUGACUAGGGGCAGAAAUCUGGCCUGCAAGCUUGAGGGCCAACCUAUAGUAUCUGUGAAGAGAGAGCUGAUGUCAAACAGGGAUAGACUGAGAAUGAAACAAUGCUCUGCACUCAGACCGUGUCCAUACACACAGCAGGCAGAAACUACACUGCCCCGAGCAAGGUUAUCACACCACCUGAUUGAGCAUGAAUACAGUAAAUGCUACUUGUUUGAAUACAAAGCCAAACAAUUAAAAUAAUUGGUUCAAUAACAAAAUAAUCAGACCUAUCAGCAUGAAUAAACUUGUAAAAGAGUAAAACACAGUGAAUAAAUGUCUGUGUAUCAAUCCAGGUUGAAAGAUAAAGGGUCUGAAAGUUAUUCUUGGAAAACAAAUGAUUUUAAUUUUACAUCUCAGGCUUCAGGAGAGACAAACACACUCUGUAUACUGUAGGUGACGCCUUGUUCUGUGUACACGUUUGGGCCUGACAUUAUCAACCAGUUUUUUCUUUUAUGUUGUUAAUACUGGAGUCUCAUUCUCAAAAAACAAAACGAAAAAUCAACUUGUGAUUUCGAAGUUUAGCUUCUUCAUUGUUAUUUGUACACAACCAAGAUGAGCAAGUAUAGAGAGGCAACACUAUAGUGAUGUAUGAAAGGCUCAGUUUACUCUCGCCACGCUUACAUGGGCAAAAUUUCUUGAUCUGAUUAAAAUUUUGAGGCAUCGGAUAAUCUUAAUCCACUGUUUAUAUGGGUGCAAAAUCAAAUAAUCCGAUUAUGACGUGCGUAUACAUACACCGAGUUUUAUUCAGAUUAGAAGCAUUUGGACAUGCGCAGAGUUGUCUGAUUUCGCUUAAAGAACCGCAGAAGAGGAGUUGCAUUUCCGCCUGUGCUGUCAACAAAACACAAACGCAGUAGUGUCUCACUUCAUCCAAAUCAGGAGUUUUCCCCCCCUGUUAAAUGUUGUCACUAGAUGGCGUCCUUGCAUACUUAUUUUACUGUUCUGUCAAAGGUUGCUCUGUGCGUGCAGAUGUGACAUCAUUACGUUGUAUGUACGCCUCGUUAUGUUACCGGAAGAGCAGACACGGCACCAGUGGUUGUGAUUUAUGCCAUAGUGUUAAUAAUGAAACCUCCUGUACUGGCCUCAAUAGAUAAGCCAAAUGCAAAAGAGUGAAGAUCGAGUCAGGUAAGAGAGUCACGAUUGGAAUAACGCCUGGUUCACACAGGAAGCGCCGCGCGCGGAACGGAAGCGCCGCGCGCGCGCGCAGCGCCAGCUCGCGCUUGGCUGUUCACACAGGAAGCGCUUUCUGCUGCGCUCUGACAUGCCGGUCAGACAUCGACUGAGCCCGGUAGUGCUCGGCCGUUUCCGUCUGCCCUCAGUUUUCCACACUUACGAGCGCUUUAAAAAUGGGUAAAUUACUAUUUAUUUACGUUUUUAUGUCGUCAUACAUAAAUUAAGUAUUGACAGCAUCUUCAAGUAUUGUUUUAAAUUAUUAUAUAGGGGUAAACGACGAAUAAAUUGGGGCGUCUGUUGACUCCGUUGUAUGUAUAGCCUUGUUAGCUCGAGGCUAUUGAUUGUAUCGUAAUAAAGUCCCCCCCCCCCCCCCCCCCCCCUUGUCUCAAUAACAUCACUGAAUCUCUGCAGCUCUCCCUCCGUGUGUGUGUGUGUGUGUGUGUGUGUGUGUGUGUUCAUCGGUAAAAAAAAAUAGACUGACAAGCAACACCGUAAAUCCUUUUCUAAUUUAUUGAAAUUUACUUUAUUUUGAAAAUUGACCGGAUUCUCUCGCAUCUCCUUCCUGACUUCCUGUCUGGUCCGAUCUGCUCUGUUGAGCUUUACAUCGGCGCUCGCGGCUCGCGCCGAAAAUAGAGAGAAGCGGAGCACCCGCGCUCCAGAGCGCGAGCCGUUCCGCGCGCGGCGCUUCCGCGCGCGUGCUGUGUGAACAGUCUCAUAGGUUAACAUGGGCGCCGAUCCGAAACUCUGUGCGCGGCGCUUCCGUUCCGCGCGCGGCGCUUCCAGUGUGAACCAGGCGUAAGAGUUUACAUGGACGCGUUUCGGAAUGACGAUCAACAUAAACCACCCCUCUCGAUCGGAAUACAAUAUCUUUCCGAUUGAGCCGAAUUGGAUCAGAAUCUUCCUAUCGACAUGAUUACGUGACGCAUUUUUAUUCCGAUCGGGCAUUUAUUCAGAUUAAUAUCAAAGUUCUUGUCUGAAAGAGCUGCUUCUGUUUUAUUCAUCUUCUACUGCUGAGAAAAAUUGUUGCAUCUGAAGCCAACAAACUUAAGAAACAGUAUUGUGAAAGUCUCUUAACUUUAUCAGAUUUUAUGUAUUAAAUAAAUCUGGUUCCUGAAUCUGUGAUGAAACAGAUGCUUGUGUUUGCAGCCAAUAGACAAUCAUAGGAAAGGAAGGCAUGUUCGUGCCCAGGCUUUAAUCCGUGGUGCCAAACUGAGCGACGUGCACCUGUCAAAAAUUUCCUUAUGUGAAUUUGUCAGUCUGACGGCUGGCACUAUCACACUUACCAUAAAGCAAACAGAAGAGUCUACUCUGAUAGUGAAAAAGUUAGUCCUUGGUCAAACCUCAUAGAAACCCUGGUGCGUUGGCCUUCCAGCAGCAGGGUGUCCUGUGUGUCCAUGAGAUGUGACUGUAAAUGACAUUUGAACGAAACAAUGAUGGAGAAGCUGGUGCCUCCUCUCACAUAAGUACAGUUAGAAGCCUGACAAUGAAGUUGAUGAUUUGUGUGAUAAAACAGAACAUCACUGCUGAGAAAACACUUUGCAACAGUGUGACACCAACAUGACUCAAUACCAUCAAGUGUUGCUUCUUGAAAUGUCAGCUGAAAGCAUUUUGACACGUUUCAGCAGGUGAUGGCAGCUACCUACCUUCCUGAGAUAUCAAAGAAAACGCUUCCUUAUCCGAAGAACAGGGUCCUCCUGAAGCUGUAAUGUGGUUUCAUAUUUUCCUCCCACCCUCAGCUUUAGGGCGCUCUAAUGCCGGUCUUUGAGCCGUCUGUAAUGGUGCUAAUGGUGACCUGUUAAUUGUCCUUUCUAACAGCAAAUGGCAGCUAAAUUCGAUGUGUCAAUGCAGCUGUCCCUGAUGGAUAAUGGUUGGUUUCUGCUCGGAAUGGGCCUGAGUUAGUGCGAGGCAAUGAGCUCUAGCAGUUUGAAUCUAUAAAAGAAGUAAUUACUAAGAAAGAAACAUUGGCUGAUACACAAAAGGGACAUUGUAUAGGCGGCUGCGGUUCAUUUUCAAUUGUGCCCAGGGCCUCAUGUGGAUAGAGCCUUGUAGGUAUGGAGUAGACCGGGUAAUUUAAACGAUAAGUUUCCCAGCCUCCACCAUACAUUAUUUCAUAUGCCUCAUGAAACCACAGCCAGAAGGGCAAGAAUCGAAGACUCUUUUUUUUAAAGACCUUUCAGGGGACUUUAAUUAGCAGAACCAACUUCCCACCAGUUCUCUACACCAGUCUGCUCCACUUCAUUGUGAGAUGAGACUCUAUUUUCUGCCUGAAAUGACCAGAAUACCAGUCAUUUUGGGGAGGAUGAUUUAUUCUCCCUAUUUUCAUGAAUGUCAGUGCUACAAAGGUCACUCUCUGAAUAUGUCACAACAUCAUGCUAAUACCAUGAGUUCCUCCCCUAAUGCUGCAGGAAUGUACAUGAAACAGACAGUGGAAUAAACACUGCACACAUCAUGAUGGAUUUAGGCGAGGAGGAAGAAAAAUGGCGAGAGCACGGGAGAGGACAGCAGGUGAUGGCAGGAGGUGAAGAGUGGGGCGAGGAUAGAUGAUGAAUGGGGUGAAAAUUUAAGGAAAAACUAAAGAGUGAAGGAGUAAGGAGAGGAGAAAGUGGUCAGGGGAAACCGUAGAGGAGGAGGAGGAGGUGGGGGAACAAAGGUACACAGUAUUCCUGGGUGAAACCAUCAUUACUAUGAGCAAUGGUAGCAGUCACCGGCCAUUACCUUAGCCAUCCACUGUCAUAAGCAGAACAUUUUUCCUUGCUGCCCCACGUGUCAGGGGAGUGGUGAAGCAGGCUCCUGCAUGCUGAAUAUGUCCUCUCCUCUCUCUCUCGCCCUGCAUGCACGGGAAACCCGGCCGGUGCGCUAGGUGGCUACUUCAUCAUCAGAGGAAGGGAGCUGUCGAUAGCCCCUGGAUGUGAUCAAUAAGGUCUUUUAGAGCUUUCCCUUCCUCGUCCUUUCUGUACCACCUUCUCCACUUUCAUUUUUCAUCCCAAAAUGUGAAAAGGAUCAGUGAAAUAUGAUGGCAAAACAGGGGCUGUUUGUCCUCAUAAAUCAGUCUAAUGAUUUUCCACUGUAAGGUGAACUGCCCGAGAUGACUCCCAUUCACUAUGAGGCAGGUAUAGAGUGUGACAGUUUGGCUGAAAUGAGGGGCAGGUAGCGGGCUUUCGAUUGGUCUUUUAUAGCGGAGUGAGUUCUCAGGCUUUCUAUCAGAGGGGGGAGUGAGUGACGGGCCAUUCUGCUCAGUGAAUACUGUCAUGAUGUGGGCAUUAAGACUCACUCCUGGCAGAAAGGUUCACAGCGCUGCUCAAUGAAUGUGCAGCGCGGAAGUCAACUAGCGGGCCCGGCGGCUGUCAUCACAGCAUGCUUAUUUCUCUCUCUUCCUUUAUUUUUUUAUUUCUUUCUCUCUCUUUCUCUCUCUCUAUCUGUCACUCUGGUUCACUCUCUGCAUCAUUAAUUGAAAUAGCUGCUUGUUGAAACAAGUCUGCCAAGUUUGCUUUCAUCCAUAUGGGGGAAUUCAAGGCACAUCUGAGUCUAACACAAUUUAUACAGUUAGAUUUGUCCUUUGGGACGUCACCCCUCAGUUACCGGUGCAGCAGCACUAAUCCUGUUUACAGUAAAUAUUGAAGUAGCUUAAUAUCAGCUAUUAAAACUGUUACAUCUAAAACCAUGAGCUUUUUCUCUGAGUUUUUAAGCAGAACCAUAAGAGAGGCUGAUAUAUUGGGCUGAACUGCUGCUGCCUGUUUUUAAUAUCCUCCCCAAUAUGAUGCCAUAAAGAUGAUAGUCGUUUUUACUUAACUUUUUGCAGGAUUUACGUCACAUUCAACAUUUAGCACCUGACACCAGGUAUUAAACUGCUGAUUUAGGGAGCGGGUGUGCUACUAUUCAUAUUAACAUUACAGUUGCAUAGCUGCAGGGAAGGCUAGAAAUUUCAGCACUCAUUUUCUCAGCUGUAUUUGCCCACUACGCUAUACAGGAUUGGAGCUGUGACUUGAAAUAUUAUUAUGAGCUAAUCCAAUAUUCUAUUUGUAAGGUUUUAAAUUGAGUUUAAAAUGUCAAUAUUACUUCAAAAGCUAGGCUGUUAACUGGAUUUAUGCCUCGACUCGUGUUCUGUUCUGCACAAUUUGAAGUAAGAUGCAUUCGUAGUAUCUCGCCACUCUAUCUUUACUUUGUUGGAAUAAGCAUGUUAUGGGGAAAGAUUGAGAGGAUGGAUUGGAGCAUUUAUGUCGUAGGCGAGUUUUUAACUACUUCAGAAACAGGCUAAAUUGAAUAUGAUGCUUUUUUAAUACUGUUAAAAGCAAACAAGACCAUCAUAAACAAGAAAAAACAUCAUUAAGUUGUUUUGAUUAGUGAAACAGCUCUGAGGUGGUUGGUGUCCAACUUGUUGACUGACUGUAAGUCCAAGUAACACCUUUAUAUAUAUAAAAAAAGAUAAACAGUGCAAACACUCACCAUGAGUGAUGCAUUUCACCACUAAAAGACAACAGGAUUAUGAAUUUACAUUUUCAGGACAUAAAACAAGAGGUAUCACUUUGUCCAAACUGCUUCGAAUCAAAAUUCCUCACAGCAGCUUUAAUGUACUGUGAAUGUGUAGUCUUAUGUUUCAGUAUUGUCUCUGAAACAUUUAGUUGUAGAGAGCAAAGUGUUCUGGCUAACCUUAUCCUCGCUGACAGCUCAUUUGCAAACUUUUUGGGGCUCUGACGGUCACCUUUUGUUACAAGCGAGUUCGUGCUACAAGCAGCAGGGCUCUGCAGAGGACCUCCGGCUGUGCUCCAGGCUGCUCAGUCUGUGCUCAGCUUUCUUUGUGUUAUGAUUAAUAUAGGAACAUGAAACAGUGUUGAAAUACAUCGUUUUCAUAUAUACAGUAUAUUAGAGAAUUAAUACUAUAUGGCGCAGGAGUGUUGAGUCUUCUCCUGGCAUCACCUGCAGCAAAAAUGGGGAGCAAUAAACGAUCAAUAUUAAACAGGAACACAAUCGGUACAGGGCACCUUUAAAAAAAACAAAACAAGGUGAAUGACAGUUAUUAAAAUUGACUGUGCUUCCAGCCAUAAAUGCCUUGCCAAGAAUGUCACUAAAAAAUCCAUAGGACAGUUUCCAUCACCUCAGGAGUUUAGCUUCAUCGAUAAUGCAUAUGAAAAGGAUGAGUGAUGGCGCCUAACGGCUUCAUAAAACCCCUAUGGCAAAAGGAGAGGGCUGAAUCCACUUAAAAGCAGCAUUCCUCACAUGCUGGAGCUGAGGGAAAGGCCUGAUUGUCUGUCUGAGCCGUGCCGGUCAUGCUCCAUACUGUCGGAGCAAAUGAAGUCAAACGGAGGCUUAAUUACAGCGAUAAGUUGUUGCCCUGCGGCUAAAAACAUCUUAUCACUAAACAGCUGGGAAGAAUUUCUAUUAUAAAUGCAUAAUUGGGUCCAUGGUGACUGUCAAAGAGACUUUUUUUUUUCAAGUACAACAAGGCCUCCUGCAGUGUUUUCUCUCUUACCUCCUUGGGGUGUGUGUUAAUAUAAUGUGUUUUCAGAUUUUUUGUUUCAGCACAACUUGUAAAAUCCACGUAACUAAGCUUUUAAAAUCCAUUUAUUACAGUCGUGGCCGUGUUGUAGCGUUAUUGUUGCAGCAGAGCCCCACAGUACACUCUGUACGUUUCUUCAUAGGACAUUUAGUGUGCAUAACACUGUUUGAUUCCCGGCUGAUUGUGCAGCGAAGCUUCCCUUCUCUGUAAGAAGCUGCUCGAACAAAAUGGUUAGAAACCUCAUUACAAGAUGUUUUGCUUUUGGCAAUAGAAAGGGGCAUCCUUUAGUGCAUGUUUCUCUGCACAGCACAAAGUGAUCUCAGGGCUCAGGAAGAAAGAAGAGCUGUACUUUUCAUGUGGAAAUUUUGCCUCUUUCUUUGAGAUACACUGCAACUUUUCCCACAGCCAACAUGGAAAAGAGGAUUAAGGUGGUUGUUUGCUGAGUAAGUGGAUGUCUUGGACCCCUCAGAUGCUUUGAAAGCGCUAUAUAAGAUAAUUGUUGUAAUUACACAUACUUACAGUCCCCCCUGUCUUGAUAGAAAUGUAGAGACAAAUGUAAGUGGAGAUAAGACUGAUGCAAAAGCUGGGGAAAAAAACAAAGAUAGAAGCACUUUUGAAUAAACGGACACGCAUAUUGUUCAAUACAAACAAGGAAGUCAAACCCGGGGCACUCAAAACUUGGAGGAUUUAUGUAAUUAUCUCCAAGGUUCCCAGUUGCCCUCUUUGUGUAACUCCUCCAAUUUUCUCUGUCUUUGUCUGUCUUUCUUUUCUCCCCCAUUGUGUCUGUGGUCCGAUUCUCUUCUGCUCCGUUUCUCUUACUCAAAUACUGUUGCAAUCCUCAACUGUACCGGACGUCAAUAAGCUAUAUGUGCCUAGAGAAUAGCUGGCUGAGCUGCUGCUACGUCUUGUUAUUAUUGUCAAUACAGAUGAAGAGGUGAGAUGUAAGAGCUACUCCUAAAGCAACGUCUCUGAAGAUGAACUGAGGUUGCUUUUUCUUGACCCUACAUAUCAUAACAGAAAAUUCCCCUUGGUAAUUCCCACAUCUAUUAAUUAUCACAGUUAAGCCAUUUCUUCUUACCACGUGCAACGGAUAUACAUUAAUUAGUUUCAGUUCAGACAUUCAGAUCAACCAACUUGCAUUCUUAAGUGAAGAACCAACACAUAGUCAAGGCUUCUUAGUUUGGUCUUUUAUACUUAUUUGAGGAUUAAUCGUGGUCUCAGGAGAUGUAAAAAGGUAUUGUAUUUUCUGUGUAAGUACUUACACUUCCCACAAUAGUCCUACCUGUUAUCAGUACGGCUACAAGACCACAUUUUAUCAGCUUGCAUCCUCUUUUCGAAAGCGUUCGGGAAGGACGCAGAUAAACAAAAUGUUCCCUAUCUCUUGAUUGGAUCUGCUGAUUGGUUGUCUUGGUAAUGCAGUAAUGUACCAACAGGUUUCAUAUUUUUCUCAAUUGUUGCUACGGGGUCCUCCGAGCCUUCCUCACAACACUCUUACCUUGUUUCAGAGGGGAUCAGAAUGCAAAGCUAUUACACACUGGAGGGUUUGUCUCAAUCACACUGAACGACUGUGAAUUUUAAAUGCAGAGUGAGGGCUCCACAGAGGAGCAAGCAUAUGGGACAAACUCAGUCGGUGGAGUGCUAAUUUGAUUUUUUAAUUUUUUCACAAAUUGUUCCGGCAGCACGGUGUUAGCGAGGGAAAAGAUGCAUUGUUGGUGCUUUAGUCCCUUAGCUCCUUAAACCUCAGCAGGAACAAACUCCCCGCCCCCUAGAAAAAAUAAGUUACCCCCUUAUACUUUGUUGCCUUAGUGAAUAAUCAGCCAAUUUGGUGCUUAGAAAUGACAUCAUUACCGCAUAAUGUUGCAUUUACAUAUCCAAAAUAUGCAUCCAGUUCAUCACAUGGAGGAUUGGAAGCAACAUUACUGACAUAUUUCCAUUAAAGUGUGUUUUUCAGUCCAAAUAGGAGUCAUAAAUUGAGUUUUCACUCUGUUUUUGCUUCCUUGUGUUACUGGAGACAAAUAACAUUCCUGCGUGUCUUUUCUAUUCAUUAUUAAUAGCUCUGGUUGUUUCUCUGUGAAGAUGAAACGCUCUGAUUGGAGUAAAAAUAUGUAGUGCAGUUCAUCCAUGUGACCAGUGAUAAAUCUUUGCCGUCUUUUCUGUUGUUUCAGGUGGAGACAUGGACGACUCCUCCCCUUAUGAGCCUGUAGCUCCAAACCGACAGCCUGAUGCAUUCCGCUUGGCCUCCAUCUCUUCAGGUAUCACAGGUUUGAUUUCAGCUCGACGCUCGGUGCUUUAUCAUUUGAGUUGGGUGUAAAUAUUUGUUCAAAAAAGGGUGAAAUGGAGGUUCCUCAGGUUAAUUUACAAUCAGGCUGACUAUAAUCAGUCAUAUGAGCUCGUGUUGAUUUCUUUUCCUCUCUGGCGUUCCUCCAGUCACCGUCCUUGGUCUCUGAAUAAUUGAGUUCCAGCAUAUUGUUUGUCCAAUCUUGUGACAUACGAUGGCCCUUGUGUUCUUGUCGAAGUAUACUAUAUAUUGUCAGUGUAAUACCUCAUAUUUUUCCAGUUAUUGAUUUGGUUACCGCUUGAUUUCCUCUUUGGACCUCUAAUUAAACUGAGCACUCAGCAGGGGGCUUAUAGCCUGCUAUUUAAUUUACUGGUUAUUACCGUCACGGUAUCACUAAUCAAUGCAGAUCUUAUUAAAAGACACGGCUACAGUGUUUAAUGCAGAGUGGAGAAGGGAGUUGUACAAUAGGUGUGAUUGGACACAGGGCUGAUGCCUGUCCAUUGCCAGAGCUGCAGGCUACUGUCUCCUGAUAAUUCAAUCGCUUUCUUUCAUCCACAUCUGACAGAAAUUUCCGGAGGAUGUUCUUUUCAAUUUUUUUUCCCCCCUUUUUUUUUGCCAAAAGCAAUUUACAAACACUGAAGAUAGAACAUUCUCCUUUGGUUCAGCUGGUGUAUCAGCUUUGUUUUAUAACUAGGAGGUACAAGAAAGACAUGCUUUUUGCAUAAUCUCCUUAGCUUGAAAUCAGCAGUGUAUCACUUAUUUUCGAAAAUGUGCUUGUUUGAUAGGUUGAAAGAAGGAGAGAGUGCAGAAUGAAUCUGAAAAAAGUGCAGGCUUUGAUUACUUUUGGGUUUCGAAAAUGAUGGCAAACUGCCUUCCUUGAUUUAAGUGCAUAUUCAUGUAGAAAGCCCUCAGAUAACUCGUUACUCUGCCAAGACGGCUGAAUCCUUACAACUUGUUAUUUCAGUUUGUUUGGAAAUGUUCAAAAGUCGCAUCUGGAUGUAAGAAAUACAGCAAGAUAUUUAUAGGUAUAAACAGUUAGUCUGAUUUAAGAUUCAUGUACAUGAAAUUUGUACCAGGAUAUACUUUAAAGUGUGACUUAAAGGGAUAAUCUGGUGUAAAAUCAAUUUAGGACCAAACACACUCUAACACCGAGUUAGACACCCCCUCAAGAGACGAAUGUUGCCGACUGCUUGCUUCUCUUGUUAUACCAACUUUAGUAACAACAGCAUGAUAGCAAUACACAGCAGUCUGAGGAGCCAUAAACAAACCUCGUACAUAUAGGGUCCCAGCCACAGCACUAGCCACCAAACAUCUUUUUAACUUUGCCUAAUUUCUUUAGCAAAGAGACUAAACAUAACUCACCUACUCUCUUACAGCAGCCGCUUGUUUGUAGCAAGACUUCUGACGAUUCCAUUACAGACUGCUGCGGGGUGACGGAGCUCAAGGAAGAACAUUUAUGAUCAUUUCUUCAUGGAAACAUAAUCAGACCGAGACGCUGAGGUAGAAGAACUACCAUGUCUGCAGUGCAAAAUGAUUAGUAUGAUGAUUAUUACUUCAAGGAAAUGAUAAAGGAAAUGAUCAGAAAUGUUCUUCCUUGAGCUGCGUCGCCCCGCUACAGUCCGUAAUGGACUGACCUGAGUCAUGAGUGGAGACAGCGCUUUUCUGCACACUUCUCUUCGUGUUGCUGGUGUAGUAGAAGAAGCAGGUAACAUAGGGGCCAUUCAGCUCUCUGACACUAAUGUCUUUAGGGGCAUGAUGAAAGCUCCGUGAUCGUCCUCUCUAUUUAUCCGAGUGUGACCUGUAUAGUGGGGCUCUGGGGACGGAGCUUGGAUUUGCUACGUAGGAAAUCUCACUGUCUGAGCCUGUGGUUUGGGUCUACCAGAUAUUCACAGCAAUUUGAAUGCAGAAAUUCUCAGAAAUGCAAUUUUGCACUUAGUUUUCUCAUGAUAUGUCCUGUAUCAUCAGAAAAAUGCCAUAUAAACACAUUUUAAAAAAUGAAGAAAAACAUGAUUUUCUUCGGAGUGGGUCUUUAAGUCCAUUUCAGCGUCUCCUGAUUAUUCGGCUCCAAUAUGGAGGCAAAAUUCUUUCAAGUACUGUACAGGAUUGUGAACACAUUCAUAUGCAUAACAAAGGAGAACACAAUAUCUGGACUAAAGACACAAAUUUUCCCUCUCUGUGUUUUGGAGCCCAUUUGUUACGAAGAAUAACAAAAGAGAACAGACGCCUCUUGGUCCACUGGUGUUAGAGUACAGGAGCCGUGUUAAACCAAGGAGUGCAGCACCUUGACAUAUUAAGAUACAACCGGGGACUUAUUACUGUAUCCAGUUUACUGCAGCUGUUUCCUCUAUUCUCUCUAAGGUGAAUUAUUGGAUUUGCUCUAUGAAACCUGUUUAGCCGCAAGCUUUCCUCAUUAUUUAUCAUUUCUGAGGACAGAGUAAUUGAUUGUGGCGCUGAGAGGAAACCACAGGCAAACAGAUAAGUAAUUACACACUUGUUUUAUGGAAAUACUUCUCACUUCGAUUACAAAACCACACAAAAGUAUUCAUAAUCAUGUCUAUAAAUAUUAAACUGCGCAGAGACCUGGGGAGUGUUUGAUAUCUAGUUUGGUUGAUGAGGACAGGGGAAUGUAUACUCUCAGAGAGGAAAGGUGGGAAAUUGAAAAAUAAUCUCUGCUGUUUUAAAAGUUUUUGUCUGAGAAGAAGAUAAGGGGGCAGGACUUGUGAUAGAAAUGAAAUUCUAUACGGCUGUACACACUCACUCUCUGAAGGUAAAAUUAAGGAGAACAUAUGGAGACUCUGCUUCUGUUUCGCCCCCCGGUUAUACCUCCGAAACUAUUUCACACUAGCUUUCUCCUGCAAAUAGGACUGUAGAGUCUUUUCCACAUCUUCAGACUGAGGAUUUGCAUGCACUGUACAAACACAACGACAGUAUAUAAUUCUGUGGAGUUUGUUUCUUGAAUAAGUGCAAAGAUAAGUGCCAUUCAGUGACCAAACUAAAGCCAAAAUGGCUUGUUAAGAAGACAGAAAUGAACCCAGCGUGUCCUAACCUGACUCUGGCUGGCUCUGUGCACCUGUAUCAGCAGUGUUUCCUCACCUUGGUGGAAUCCAGGGCCAGAUUGUCCUCAUCCCACCAGAGUGGGCCUGUUCCCGCUGAUCUCUUUGUGUCUGUGGCAGGAGUGAGGCCCAGUGUGGGUCCUCAUCUCUGAAUGCCAGGACUCUCACCACUCUCACCACUUAAAGUGAGGGUGAAAGCAGGUGUAGUUUGUGUCGUGACAAAGUUGGGGUCACAAAGUAAGUACAGCCCAUUUCACAAUGAGGGUUUGCUAUUUUUCUGAAGCUCUCAGAUGUAGUUGUGUGAUAUAGGACCAGCAAGGUCAGUAUGUUUUUGAAAAACAUGUUUUUGUUUCUCUUGUUUGGAUAGCAGAAUACAAACUUUAGUUUUGAUUAGACUUUAUCGUCCAACUUUGAAAUUCAUUUUCAAAGACAGGUACACAAAAUAUGUGUCGGCAUUUUUGGCAACAGAGGCAUCAUUUUUCUCCAUUCAUCUAAACAAGUCAGUAAGCUUUGAAUAUCAAUCAGCAUUUCAUCUGGUUGCAAGAGUGACCCUGUUAACUGAUGAUCUUCAGAUAAGUGUGUCAGUGUUUUUUUUUUUCUUAAUUAUAGCAGCGUUAAAUAGUCAGUUUAUACUCUUUAGAUACUGCACGUCUUAAAUGAAAAAAUCAAGGCAUUUGCAAGAGAUGCAUUCAGCUCAAAGUCACCAGUUGGCAGGGUCACCUUUAAAAACAAAACACCGACAGCUUUUGUUGCCACAUGAAUGAAACACCUGCUUCUAAGCUCUGUGUUUUUUUCACUAUAUUGCAGGAGCAAUACAAAUAUAACCUAACAGUGAGAGACAAGUUGGGAUGGGGAUUGAAACCUGACUGGUUCCAUUAAAAACCUGGUUCUGCAUUUUGCAGAGAAAUCAAUAACCUUUAAGCGUAUCCAGUCUGCUAUCAGGUCUCAUGGGUCCCAUCAGGUAACAUUACACUUUGAGUCAAGUCAUGUCAUAUGAAUCAAAUCAAUGCAAGCCCUUAAAAAGACAGUCUACUUUUAUUUUUUAUUUAGACAGGUAUCAGGUAUUAAAGUCUCACUACCAUCAUUUUUUUUUUACAACUUUAAGUGUUCUCAGUGGUCUUUAAAUUGUUAUUAUGAAGUUUUUAGCCAAAAUCACGAAUGCAGAAAUACACAGAAAUGCAAUUUUGCACUUACUUUACUCAUAACAUGUCCUGUAUCAUCAGAAAAAUGCCAUAUAAACAUGUAGACAACAAGAAAAACAUGAAUUAUUGGAGUGGGAAGAAUUCUGGGAGUCAACAGAUGAUGGCUGAAUAUGCACAGAGGUCCAAAGUGUAGCUACAUUUUCAGGGAUGAUGCAAAAUGCAUUUAAAGUUGCUAAAUAACUUCUUGCAAAAAGGGGAAUGCAACCUCCAUGGCCAAGCACAUCAGCAUCGUGCAUUAACUCAAGCCAGAAUGCAGAACCUUUGACCGUCUGUGACUCAAAACAACUCUGUCAACUCCAGCUGCUAGUGCUGCAGGGGCUGCCAUCCUCCACUUCAUCCAAAACAGCAGGAGUUUAAAACUUUAUAGCAAAAAAUCAAAAUCCAAAGUUGACAUCUGGUCUGUGCAAGAGAUAAUCAUUAUGAGCAUUAGGUGACGUGUGCUUACUCUCUAUCUAGCGCACACAUUGCUAUCACACAGAUAUGAAAGUCUUUGACCAUUUGCCAAAUUAAGUUUGGUGCUUUAUCUUCUCAUGUAGCUUCACUAACUCUACAUCAUCUAAUUUGCUAACUAUAAAUGUGUCUACACAGUUUAUCUUGGAGAAGAACAGGAUGUUGUCGAACACCUACUCACUUAACUGCAUAUUUAAGAUGACUGGGUAUACACUGCAGGGGUUGUUUCUAGCUCGAAGAAAAUCCUCAUUUUUCGGAUCCGUUCUGACACAUUUCAACCCAAUGUCAACGUGGUAUGAUGUUGCACACCUGCUCACCAGACUAGUUAUGGCAGGUUGAUGUUCGCGCCUGUGACCUGUGACUGCACGUCUCGCUUUAUGAUGCUUUCAGUGUGAAGUCGGCGGUCAGUUUAUGAUGACGAUGAAGCAAACAGGUCAGUAAAUGUGUGGAAGACUAUUCUGACAGCAGGCAGGAAGGAGCGAGUGACACCCUGUUACGAGCGAGUGGGAAUGCUGUUAAAAAUUUAGUCUCUCUCUGGGAGAGUUGUUGACACCUAGAGGGCCCGCAGUAUUGUUUAUACCUGCAUUAGUAAUACUGAGCCUUUGUUUGAAAAACCACUGAUAGUAACAUGUUGUGAACCUGUUGUUUUCUUGCAGGGCUUUGCAGCAAGUCAUCGCCUCGGUAACUUAAAACAACAAUAAUCCCAUCUUGAUCCUUGCAAUAUGCUGAAAACACACUGUGCAAGCGUUUCUGUCAGUCUGAUGCUUUCACCUACAUCUGACACAGAGUGAGUAAAAUAUGGAGAGAGAGAUCAUACAAAAUUUUGACACUUAAGGCUGUGCGAAACACAGACAGCUUCACAUGGAAUCAAACUUUGGAUUCGAUAAAACAGCUGAAUGUUAGUGAGAAUGAGAGAGGUGAAGCUCAGUGAGAUGUGGCUCUUAUUAUCAGUGUCUGAGCUGUGGUACUUCACAUUGACAGAUGCAAAUAACAUUGCAGCAGCACAAAGGAUACCUUAAAUGCACUUCACCUGUGCUCUCUGUUUAGCAGCAUAUAUUAUUACUGAUUGUUACUCAGCACAAUAUAUUUAAAUUGCAAACCUAACUAGCUCAGACGAGUUCAAUCCAGAAUAAACAACUGAUUUAGCUGCAAAAAUGAGUGCCUCUUGUAACCUUGUCUUUACAGUUACUCUAUUUUCUUUAAUAGGAGGCAUUCAGCCGAGUGAAAUAAGGUGCAUGCUACUUUUUUUUCCUUUGAACAAUCUUCAUCAUCAUCAAAUAACAGCGAGUGCUUAGUAAUUCCUUCCCAGAGGAAAUCUAUUGAUACUCAGUGCUCUGCCCCAAACCCCUUUAGUUGAAGGAAUUGAGUGCAGUAAGUAAUAUUGAUGCAUAUUUCCCCUGUCCUAAUCAAAUUGGACUAAAUACCAGCGGGAGUGUAACAGAAUCAACCAAAAAGAUGAAGCAUGAAGAUGCUACAAGACGGCAUUAUUUGUCUUAUUUACAGCCCCAAACCUGCCAGUAGAAGAAAUCAUCUCACCCAAGUUUACCUGUGCUUGUGUUAUUAGUGCACUUAAAGUUUUGCGACGUAUGUUCUCAGUUAAUCCAUUAUUUUUUUUCAUCUUAAACCUUCCUCCUGUGUUAGCUUUUACUACGCACCCUCCAUGUUAAGGGUCGGUUUUGACCCGUGUCUUAAAUCAGCUGUGUCAAUCAAAUUACACUAAAAACAAUUCUUUACCAUCCAAUUUGGUUCUCAUCUCUAGGUUACCUUGUUAGGAUUUAUUAUCCAUGAAAAUAUUGUUUAUAAUAUUUUUUGUGGGCCUUUCUUUGUCAGUAUACCCCUCACACAGACAUCUAUACUAAAUUGAUCUCACAUGUUUGGACAUGCCCGACGUAGUUUUUUAUCCAGGGAGAAACCAGGCAAAAUGAGAAUUUCCUAAAUCUCACAUGAUUGGAAGAGGAUCUGACUGUCAGUGUGGUGCACUUGUGAUUUCAGUUUUUGCUCUAAUUAUUAGAUAUUAAUCUAACUGGGUCAACAGCGAGCCUAACAAGACAAGUGCCGUAAUUUUAAUAAGAGAAUUUUAUAAUUUAGUCAAUUAAAUUUUUUAAUUUUUAUUUUUUUGAUUUAGAGUUUCCUGACAAAGUCAAAAAGUCUUGAUGCAAAAAAAACUAAUUUAAGUGGUUCUCUUAAGCAUUUAAAAUCAAAAACGGGUCGGUGCAGACACUAACACAGGAGGAAGGUUAAAGCAAGCUGAUCAACAAUCCUGAAAUACCAGAUAUUAAGUUUAUUGUAAUGAGUAUUCAUACAUGUGGAGCGUUUUUGCGUUAGUGCAUAACCCCGCUGAAAUAGCCUGGACCAGGAGUUAUUUGGCACACUGUUUGUUUCCUUAGUGUAAAGGCAGGAGUGGUGUGCGAGUCAAUAGACCUCUGCUCAAAUCAAUAAGCCGUCAUGUAUGAAGGAUGCUGCAGAGAGUCCUCCUUCCGCAAUGCCCCGGGACCUUUAUCAAAGUCCAAAUAAAUGCUGCGUUACCCGCUGCAUGCAGAGAUAUCAUUGAAUACGUUUGUUAAUAUGCCUCAUAUGAAAUAUAUUCUGUCCUCUUGACCCAGCGCUGAGCUAAUUAACUUAUUAGGAGCAGAGGGCAGUGUCGAAUCCUGCAUUCCCUCCUGGAAUUAAGUUUAACAUCCUUUAGUUUAGACCUCCUAACUCUAGAGUAGUAAGCCUCUCACCUCUCUGCUCAGUGUGCCCACCAUCCAAUUAAAUCUAGAAAGCUGUUUCUGCAGCCAGGAGGGGGGCUAAGGGGGCUGAAAAGAACCGGUGUAACAGCCGUGCUCAGCAUGCUGUUGAAAUGUUUGACAUUUUCACAUUGUCUCCAGGACAAUAACUAUUACUUAGACAAACACUCAGAUCUUUUUCUGUGGGGGUCUAAGUGUAUGUGUGGAAGUGUUUGUUGCGCAAGAGGGCUUUGUUUGGAUUAUGAUUGUGUGCUUGUGUGUGUGUGUGUGUGCAUGUGUGUUUUUGUAUUACUUUGUUUAUAUGCUUCAUUAUUCUUUGUGAAUUUUCUUAUCAGCUUACCCUCUGCCCAGCAUUAGCAUGUCUCUCUGUGGGUCAGUAAUGAGAGCUGUUGCACGAAACACACUUAUCAGAGGCUCUGCGUUACAGUCAGCGUUUUUAUAACAAGUCUGAAUUAAACAACUGAGAAAAUGUUGUUUUUUUUCUCCCUUUCUUAGUUAUUCCCAACUUGCAUGCAGGUUAAGAGCAAUGAUAUUGAUCUAAUAUUAUGUCGGUUCACCUGACAACACACAUCUUGUUAGAUUAUUUCAGUACAUUAUACAUUAUUUCCCGUGACAGUUGAAGGCGCUAAACAGCAUGCAUAUUAAGACUGAGGAGGCCGCUGAGGACGCUCCCGCUUUGAAUUUCUCCGGAGGAACUCGGAGGCAGAUUCUCAUAAACAGCUCAAGUAUUUAAAAGUGUGUUUACAAUGAUUUAAAAUUCCUUUGGACAUGCCCUCCUCCACCUCCGCACUCAUAUACACACUCGCAAACAUGUCCUCACAUACAAAUAUUUAGUCUUUUUCUCUCAUCAUUUCCAUCUCCUUCACUCGCUCUCUCAUCUGCACUCUGCUUCUUUUCGCAGGGAUAAUUUCUUGCUCAGAGGUAGAAACUCGGUUGAUCCCUGAGAACAGAAGAUUUCAUGAACUCCUCUGCUCUUUCUCGGAUGACGUCUUUGCUUCUAAGUUGCUCAGUAAGGCUUAGGGAGAUGAUGUUGUAGAUCCAGUUCCCCCCUUCUUCCGCCCCUCUGGAGACCCCCGCUGCAAACACAGAGUACAGAGCUAAUGACUGAGGAGGCCUUUGACACGGAAAUGCUUGACAUGCUCCUCGGGGUCCGGACUAAAGACUUCCCUAACAAGCUCUUGCACACUCACCCAGGGUCGUAUUAAAUCCAAACUUUGGCACCUUUCCUAAUUACUGAGAACAAACCCGGAGCCAAGAGCCUCUUCCUAACCUGGGCUGAACUCCCCUCUGUAGCGCAGUGUCCCUUGAGUAUGAGAUGAUAUAUGAAAUGCAGAAUUCAAAUUAGGCUGACGGAGAGCAAUUACUGUGAAAGAAAGAUCCCUUACACUUUGGGAAAAAAAGCAUGCAGAUCCUGAGACAGUGUACGUGAAUGUUUUAUCCACUCUAGUUUAUUCAUGUGUGCCCUGGCCACCUCCCUCACCUCUUUCCCGUCUCUUUAUUAUCCUCCAAUUUUUAUUUUCUGUUUUCUCCACGCUGGUCUCCCCGUAGGUGUCCCCUAUUUCACGUCUUACCUCUCUAACCCUCACUCCUCCCUCUUCAUUCCUUCCUUUCCUCUCCCUCUGAGUGCUGUACUGUAUGCGCGGAAAGAAUAGAUGGUUAUUUCCACUACAUUACCAUCAGUGGGCUCUAAUUUAUGAUGCCCAUAGAGUGGAGUGUGCCCUAUUAAAAGCCUAUUUACAGUCAAACGGCUGGAUCACGGAAAGCAAUGACGGUGCUUUAACUGUAGUUGACUUUCAAUAAACAUUAGGAGGCUGAGGUACACUUAGCAAUUGUGAGUAAACAACAAAAGACAAAUUCAAACUCUAAAUUAAUUUGAUAGCCCACAUUGCACUUCAUGCACACGUUAAAACUUCUCCGCGUUCAUAUUUAGCGUGCCAACAGGUGCCGGCGUGCAAUAAGAGAAAAACAUCACUUAUGCCUUCUUCUGCACUCAUUGACACUGAUUGUUAUCGAGGUUUAUCCCAUUCAUUAGUCGAUCAAUGAAGCUACCCACCCAUCCCUCACUCCGCUCAGACAUUUAGUGCCUUUCCUGUUCAUUAAUGUAUAGUACAACAUCCAGAAAGAUACCGUGGUAGACACGUGCCGACUAUUGUGAUGCUAAGUGCCGAUUGCCUCGCUGAUGGACUGGGUUAAUUAUUCCGAGCCCGUGUUGCGCAUCUUCCCUGAAUUAUAGGCUGGAUUAAUUGAACGCUCUCCAGCAUGUCUCUUUAAGUGUCUGUCCAAUCUGUUAGUCAGUGUUCUCUCGUUUUCAUCUCUCUCGCUCUCGGUCAUGAUCAGCCACUGUAAUCAACCACUCAUCUCCUCUCCCCUCUUAAAGCUUUUUCCAUUUUUGUAUGUAUAUCUUAUAUCAUUAGCUUAUCAACCCCUUUCUCCUCACAUUAUAGCACGAUAUGUUUGCUGAAAACCUCCGUUGUAAUGCACUUGGAAAAUCAAUUAUAACUCUGUAACACAAUACGCCACAUUUCCACUCCCAGCUCCACGUCUCUCCUUCCUGCCUCCUCCUCCUCCUCCUCCUCCUCCUGCUCUUACAGCAUCCUCCUGUUUGUGUGUAAGCACAUCAGGAAGCAUCAAAUGGACUUUGUGUCUUAUGUUUGCCCCAGGACGUCUUUUUGGGGUUGAGCAGCAGAUUCAAUCUCAGCCUCCCAAUCAGAGGUAGUAAAAUCUCGUCAAUUGCUGCAGUCUCAGAAGCGGAUUCAACCGUGCUUGGUCAGAUAAAUCUUAGAGGCUCAUCCUUUGCUAUUCUCUUUUCAUCCCGGACCCCCCUGUGGCCCACAUUAGAGCCUGCAGAUGGCCAGGGGAGAUUUAGGAGCUGCAAUCCAUCAAUGUGAUGUUUCCUGAACCGCUGGACAGCCUGCUCCGCUAACCUCUCUUACCAGCUGGACUGUACCACCCCCUCCUUCAGGCUUGCCUCAGCCCGUCUUGGCCCACUUAAGUAAAACUUUGGCCCUGCUUUGGCCUCUUCCUGCACGGUGCAAAAAGUCUCCUCUCUGUUGGAUUCUGAAUGUAAUCACACAUCAACCAAAGUGCUCCUAGCUCAGCUAAUUAUCUCACUCUCUCUUAAAAGAUUUAAGGUUCCUAACUGCCACAUAAGUAAGUGAUUUGAGCACAAAUCCGUCUGCUCCGUCAGUCUCUUACACUAACAAGAGUUUUUGAUGCUUCCAGACAUCUGUUGUGCAGCAUUUAUCCUCUCCCCUCAGAGAGAGCAAGGAUAAACACGCUGUAUUUGAUGUUACAAUGAAGUCUUAUUCUAAUAAGAGUCAUAAAAGUUAAUGGUCUUAUCGUUCGAACAAAGAGGGAAAGGUUUCUCCCUGGUGGCACUGUGACAUAGACUGAAGAAGACAACGCUAUUUCCAACACCUACAUCUGGUGAACUCAAGACGCGUCUCUUAACACCCUGCUUGUUUUUAAAGCGCCUGAAACAUUUAACCUUGAUAAACCCAAAUGAAAGCACUACUUUAAGCAAGAUUAAGUGCGCUGUCUCCUUACGGUGACGAACUCUGAUUUUCUGUUUCUGCUUUUUUCUCAGUUGCAGACAUGAUCUAAAAGCAUUACAUUUUUAUUUGCUUAUUUUUGCCCUCUUUUCUUGGAUCUGAUGUUUUGAAUGUAACCCCAUUUCUAGGAUUGAUAACAUGUAACACACAACUUGGAAAAAAUACAGCACACCCCCUCUAAAAUAAACGCUCUUCUUCCUGCUCGGGGCUGUCUGAUAGACACAGAGUGAGAUUGGUUCUGUUGAAUAAGAGAUGAAUCUCUCUGGGUGUCACCAUGCCGCUACGACCUCUGAAAUAUCAUUAUCUACAGGGGAGGGAGGUUAACGUCUCUAAUAUAGCCUGAAUACAAGAGAGGGGUGCCACAAGUGAACACCAUCCAGCUUUAUUAGCGCUAUAUCUCAAGAAUAGUCAUGUUCUUGCUCUCCGACUGCGGUAUACGCCGAACACCUAAUGACAUUAUCUAUUUUCCACAAAUAUGAUGUACAGCCGGAGGGGUAAUUGAAAUUUUUCUGGUUUUGAUCACCCUGAAAGACUCAAUCUUGUGAUGCAUCAUAGCCUGUAAAAAAUUUAAGUUAUCCUUGAGCUUAGCAUGUAGCUGUGCAGCUGUUACAGUAUUAAAGGUGUCCAGAACUCAAAUCAUUGAGCGUCUUACGAACAGGUUUCUUGUUUGCUUUACAUUAUUUCUAUCAAACAGGCUGAAAUAUAAUUUAAAUAUCAUUAUCAGUCAACUAAGAAUCUGGACAUAUGCGUGUUACAUUGAGGUAACUAGGUGUUUUAUUAAUAUUUCAUGAACACCAUAGAAUUACCUGUACAUGAAUAAUGCAUGAAAAACCAAUUUGGAAUCAUAGACUAAUUCAUUCGUAUUUCACUCAAGGUUUGAAACAGACUGAAUCAAUAAUUCAGUCAGGGUGGAUGUGGGUUACUUACAGGCAUCCCUCCACUGGUUUACUGCUGGUAGAAACAAAGAAAUGUGGUUCAUCAUUUUCUCUACAAGGCCAUAUGAAAAUACAUGAACUGCUUUCUUCUGCAUCUCUUCGACUGACUCCCAAACUCUCAUGUGGUGCUUUUGUCGAAAAUUGUAGUCUGAACUGCAGGGUCUCUUGGAAUUAUAGUAUUUAUGUAUGGACAGGAUACAAAAAACAGGAUUAAGAUGAUUUGACUCGGAUGAAUGGGCAUGACCUGGAGCUGAAUGCUGCGAAUUCAAAGUCUUCUGUUGGUUUAACAGUGUUGAUUGUUCUUGAUGUGAAACCUUUUACGCUCCCGCCUUUGCCUGGACCCCCUAACGGAGGGAUUUCUGAUGGGAAUAUCACAGGCUGUAGGUCCCCUCAAGUACAAAAGUGUAAUAUUUGUAAUGAAAUGAUAUAUUAGUUUGACAAGCGCUUUAAACAGCACUGGGUUGCACCACCUGUACAUUAGUUUAAUUAUAGGCUAAUUUGAUUGUAAUUUCUGAUUUAGGAUUCCUGCUAAUGUAUUUUAAAGACAGUUUGGUAAUACUUUAUUUGAUGCCUAUCUCUAUAAAGCUUUAUAAAGAUAUUUUAAAUGCGUUACAAUCAUGUUAUAGCACUGUAUAACUAAAGUUAUAAACACUCAUAAAUGAUCAUAAUACUUUAUCGCAAUAAUCAUAACACAUUAUAAAGCAUUUUAUCAUGACUUACAAGGUCAGGUAUUAUAAUGUGUUAUAACUGUUAACAACUCACUGAUAACGCCCACAUAGAUAAUACAUUAUACAUAUAUUUAUGAUGUGUUUUAAUUUGUUUAUAAACUUGUAUAACUAUCAUUAUAAACACUUAAUAAUUAUCAUAAGUCUUUAUUACAUUAGGCAUAACACAUUAUAAUUCCUGACCUUUUAAGUCAUGAUAAAAUGCUUUAUAAUGUGUUACGAUUAUAAAGCAUUAUGAUCAUUUAUGAGUGUUUAUAACUACUGUUAUACAGUGCUAUAACUUGAUUAUAACGCAUUAUAAAUAUAUUUAUUAUGCAUUAUAGAGAUAGGUGUCAAAUAAAGUGUUACAGAUAGUUUCAACAUAAACACGAGUUUAAAGUUAAAUCUUACACCAAGCUCUGAGUAGGUGUAAAUUCCUUCUUAAAUGCUAGUUGUGAUAAGGCAUCAUUUUAAAAGAUGGGAUAACUUGUAAGAGGAUGAGGAGCAGAGAGUUUAACUUAAUGCUUUGUGUGAGUAACAUGUUUUCUGGGAUAGACGGCUGAUAUUCUUAGCCGUACGCCUGUUGAAGUAGAGUUGGGCAUAGGAGUAAAAGCAAAAACCCACAGAACUUAAAUCUCUCUCCUGUCCUCUGUUUCUUUUGUCAGGGAUGCUCACCGUGGCCCCUAAAGGUUACCAGUGUGUCGAUCCAGAGAAAAACUGCAACCCCUGUCUCGAUGCAGCCAAAGCGUGCAAUCUCAACGGUAGCUGCAAAAGACAACGCUCUUCCUACAUCGUCACCUGCAGCAAGGAGGACCCCAACAAGGGCGAGAGCUGCAACAAGAAGCGCUGCCACAAAGCUCUUAGGUUGUUUUUGGAUCGCGUGCCCGCUGAGUUCAGCCACCGGCUGCUGUUUUGCCCCUGCCAGACCGAGGGUUGUGCAGAGCGCCGUAGACAGACGAUCGUUCCCAAUUGCUCAUAUAAAGACAAAGAGAAACCCAACUGUCAGGAGCUGCGGAGGGUCUGCCGCCAAGACUCUCUUUGCAGGUAAGAAAGGGGUAUGAUUUGGGGUGGGAGGUUUUUGAAAGAAAGUGGUAAAGGAGGACGGAAGGGUUUUCUGUGCUCUAUGUAUGUAAUAUGAUCAGGGCCAAGGGGGCAGAAAUUCUCAUUAUGUGAACGCAUGUUUCAUCAUCCGACAGACAGACUGAAGGGCUCUGUGUUUGAGACAAGCUACUGCCAAACACAACUCAAGAGUCAUAAUUAUCUUCUUAUAUUCAUGGAAAAUAAAAAACAAGAAAAUUGAAAACAAACACAUCCCACUUUGACAGCAGUCCUCCCUCCUGUGACAUCUUGAAGUUGUAUAUUUCCAUCCUGUAACUUUGCCAGCAAAGUAAUUAGACUUCCAGGGAAGCUGCAGCCAUUAGACGCAGGAUGAAGAUGUGAGGCUAAGUUGAAGGGACAACGCUCAAUUAAGCCGAACAAAACAUUAGUGGAUCGCAUUGCCGGUAUGGGGCCUCUAUUGGAUUCAAGCGGCCGGAUUCAAUUCACACCUACCCAGCCGUGACAUGUUUCCCUGUGUUAGUGCUGCUGAGAGCAGGUGAAACACAGCGGCUGUACGAUCAGCCCAAUCAGCUGUCAAGAUCUUUUUAACCCCUGAGAAACAUGUGCGUUUGGUCAUCACAUCCAGCCAUUUACAGGGGCUCUGCUCUGUAUCAUUAGUCAGAGGAAUAAGAAAUGUAGGACAUGGAAAUAAUUUUAAACAUUUAAAAGCCCAUUUAUGAGCGUAAUGGGGUUUGACCAGAGCGUUCUCACAGCUAAAAUUAAUACUCGUGAUGAGGACUAUCAGACGGAGGAAGUUUUUUCAUGUCUCAGUGUGACAGAUUAUUAGGCAGCCGUUAUAAUUCAGUAACUAACAGUGACUUGUUUUUGUCAGAGUUGUGGAUUUUUUUUCUUUGAGUGGCUGUUGAACUUAAAUAGUCAUGGGUGGUGAUAGCAUCUUAACUGUUUUUUUACUCAGAGUUAAUUGCAAGAAAAUAAGACGACAGCCACUUCUUUUGAAAACCGCUUUGAGUCAUUGUCAGGGAUGGCUUUAACAGGACAAGUUUGAGGAACAUAUGCUGUUGGUUUUUAUGAAGAAGACACAAGAGCUAACACUGGAGAAAACUACUUGAAGUGUAUUUAAACUGUAUGAAGUUUUGGUAAAACAUAAUUUGAUGCCUAUUUCUAUAGCACAAUAUAAAUAUAUGUGUAAUGCGUUAUAAUCAUGUUAUAGCACUGUAUAACUGUAGUUAUAAACACUCAUAAAUGAUCAUAAUGCUUUAUCGCAAUAAACAUAACACAUUAUAAGGCAUCAUGACUUACAAGGUCAGGUAUUAUAAUGUGUUAUAACUGUUUACAUCUCACUCAGAACGUUUACAUGACACUUGAGAAAAAAGAAUUAUUGCCUUACUCCAAUUAAGACCCGACAAUAGAAGUGCAUGUAAACACCUUAGUCCGACUAUAAUCUGAGUUUGAGAACUCAAAUUAAGACACACAGAUAAUGCGAUUGGAUUUCAGUUUUCUCUACCAUGUAACCAGAGUAGUCGGAGUAUGAUCGGACAAUGCAUGUGCUCGUGCGCCAUGCCUUCGUAACCCCAGAACAAAAACACCAGGGAAGAAGUGGCACUAUCAUUUAAAGCAAUUUUGACUCAGAGGCAACUGCAACAUGGCUGAAGCACGAAAGGAUGUCCACUUUUGGAACGACGAGGAGAGUGCCGUUAUGCUUUCUGUCCUGACAGAAAUGGACAUUUUAAAGUAUAUGGACGGUCCCAAAACAAGGAACGGAGACAUUUUUAAAAAAGGUCUGGAAACAGCGCAGCUGAAAAGACCCAUAUUGCCCCCUAGCUUUGGGGAGGAGGACAUGUUAACGUCAAUAAUUCGAUUUUCUCAGCUGCAUGUAAACGUGGACAAAGAGAGAAGUCCGAUUUGGCAAAAAAAAAAAAAAAUUAUGAGCUUAGUCCAAUUAAGAUGUGCAUGUAAACGCACUGACUGACAAUGCCCACAUACAUAAUUCAAUGAAACUGCUGUUAACAGUUAUAACACAUUAUAAUACCUGACCUUGUAAGUCAUGAUGAAAUGCUUUAUAUUGUGUUAUGAUUAUUGCUAUAAAGCAUUAUGAUCAUCUAUGAGUGUAUAUAACUAAAGUUAUACAGUGCAAUAACGUGAUUAUAACGAAUUAUGAAUAUAUAUAUAAUGCGUUAUAGAGAUAGGCGUCAAAUAAACUGUUACUGAAAUUUCUAAUGCAAAGAUUAUUAAUAAAAGGAAUGAUCUGUAUGUGUAGGAAUGUUGUGUUGCGUCCUUGUUGACUGUUGUUGUGCCCUCUUUUGAACAGAAUAGGAUGAAUUGUUUCCGAACAAAACAGAAAAGAUUUACAGUCACAUGAAAUUCAAAUUAGUCUUGCUAGCCAUGCACAAGAAUUCCUCGUGAGAACUUUAUCGAUGCUGCGUCACAUUUAUCCUCUUUCCACAGAGCCUCGGAGGCUGAGCGUUAAUGGCAAAAACCCAAUUCCUCUCCUCUGACACUAAAUCUGAUAGCCACGCUGCUAAGCAGGGGAACUCCAUCGUCUCCCCUCCCGAUUUAUGAUUGUCUUAAUAAUUACCUGCUUGCCUGCAUUGUGUAAUCUGUUUUCAGGUUGAGUUGCUUUCUGUGACCUUUGGGCCUGCAGGUGUCUGCUGUGCACCUCCUUAUUGAGAAAGAUGAAAUAGAACGUUAAAGCUCAUUAUCUGUGGCUUCGUAAUGCCCCGCUGAGGUCAACAGCUCGAUGAGCACACACACACUCAUGCACUACAGACACAUGCUGGCCUGCUCCGACAACCACUCAGGGGCCAGACACACACACACGGGAACACACACAUUCGCACACAACCACUUUGAGCUUGAAUGUGUCUCUAAUAAUGCGUUCAGGAGCAUGCUGCUUUCUCCUGUAGAGACUAAGUGCUGCCAUGCAAGAGAACCUCUGAACAAUUCAAUUAAAGUGAGAUGUCAACGGUCAGUGGCAGGCUGACAAUGGUCCUGAUAGAUGAUUUUUUGAAGGUGUCCACAAACACCACUACCUUGUGAGAUACUCCUGAUGUGUCCUCUCUGUGUGUCCAUGUCUCUCAUCUGUCAUUACAGGACUGUCCAAGGUCCUGGAAAGGCCUUUAGAGUAGUCAAGAAAGGUGGCAUGUCUUUAAUUUGUUCUGCAUUCAAAGUACAAACAUGAUUUUUUGAUCCUGCUCUUAGACUCAAUUCAAUAACUAGAGUUCGUUCUAUGCGAUAAUGGUAUUGCAUUUUAACUACGGAUGCACCAAUCCGAUAUUUGGAUCGGAUAUUGGCUCCGAUAUUGACAAAUUAACUGGAUCGGCUAUCUGAUGAAUGGCGCUGAUCCAUUGAUUCCGAUCCAGUCUUUUUUUUUUCUUUUGAUUAAAGGGAUAUUCCAAUGCAAAAUUAAGUUAGGGUCAGACACACCGUAACACUGAGUUAGACACCCUGUUGAGAGAUGACUCUUGCAGACCGCUUGCUCCUUAGUAACGCCCGCAGAUAGCAGUACAGAGAGCCACGCGCUGAACCAAAAAGCCACUCUAUAGCCACAAAUAAUGUGAAUAAUAAUAACUCACCCUCUCUCUUCCAGCAGCCACUUUUCGUAGCAGACCUCAGGCGAGUCCAUCAACUACAGCGGGGUGACUCAGCUCAAGGAAGAACAUUUAUGAUCAUUUCCUCAUAUAAAUGCAAUCAGACUGAGACGCUAAGGCAGAAGAACUACCGCGUCUGCAGUGCAAAAUUAAUAAUAAUAUGAUUAUUACUUAAAGGAAAUGAAAACGAAAUGAUCAUAAAUGUUCUUCCUUGAGCUGCGUCACCCUGCUGCGGUCAAUGGACUCGCCCGAGGUCUGACUACAAACAAGUGGCUGCUGGAAGGGAGUGGGUGAGUUGUGUUUAGUCUCUUUGCUAAAGAAAUUAGGCAAAGCUACAAAGAUGUUUGGUGGCUGGUACUAUGGCUGGGACCCUCUAUGUACUGUUGAUGAAGUUAGGUGCUGUUCUGAGCAUUAUUUGUGGCUAUAGAGUGGCUUUUUGGUUGAGUGCCUGGCUCUCUGUAUUACUAUCGUGCGGUCAUUACUGAAGUUGGUAUAACUAGAGAAGCAAGCAGUCGGCAACACUCAUCUCUCGAGGGGGUGUCUAGCUCAGUGUUACAGUGUGUUUGACCCUAAAUUAAUUUUAUACCCGAAUGUCCCUUUAAUAACAGCGACGCAUAUUUAUAUUUAACAUACUCUAUAUUUUGUCUGUCUAUCUUUUUGUACAAAAUGUUUACAUGGAGGUCAUCUUCAUUCAACCUUAGACUUGGAUCAGUAUCGGUAUCGGCCGAUACGCUCAGCCCAGGUAUCGUAUCGGUAUCGGUAUCGGAUUGGAUUGGAAAAAAAUGGAUCGGUGCAUCUCUAAUUUUAACAACAAUAUGCAAAGCUAUUGCAAAACUUUUGUAAAAUGCACAAGUUCCUGCAUGUGCAUUCAGCGCCAAAGAAGAGCAAGACAAACCCUGUCUUCCUGAAGGAUGCCCUGUCUGACAACAAGCAAGAGGGGAAAUCACAAGUUUCCUGAGCCUAUUUCAUUUAACACUAGGACUGAAAUGAGAAGAGGAGAACGAAACGAGAAGAGGAGGAGAGUAAAAGGAGAGACAAUGAGAGGAAGGAGGGGGAGAGCGAGGGAGGGUCACAGAAUCAAUGUGAGCUGUGAAGCUACUGCAGUGGGUUGGAGGUCAGUGGUUUGGUCACACAGCUAUGGAUCUCUGCAGCAGACCCUGCAGGCCAUUGCGAACACAAGCCUGACACUCUGCAACACACUCUGACAAAGAAAGGAUCAGAGCCCAGAACACUUGCAGCUCUAAACAAGCAUAAGAACGCUCACUGGUUUGUUUUAUUAAUAAUUUAGGUUUGGAACUUUACAGUAUGGAGAAAAAGACCUCAAAUUUCUUUCGUUUUCAAGCUUUACCUUGAGCGCUGGGUGCCAGAUUGGCUGUGAAAUCACCAUUGGAGACCAUUCAGAUUGUUCCAGGUGGAGCCCAGAGCUCAAUCAAACGAAAAAUAAUUAUUUGAAAGGCUUUCAAAUGUACAAUUUUGGCUUGGGUUUGGGUGCCAUAUUGCACAGAAAGAUUUCAUUCUCCUUCUGCUCUCUGUGGAGGAAAUUGCUGACAUACUCUGGAGAUGUUGGGACUGUAGAUGGACAGAGAACAAGCACUUAAUGGAGCGGCUCUUCUUUCUCACGCCUGGUUGUUAUUUUUUGCAGUUAUUACGUUACUUCCUUCCAUGUUUCUGCUCUGACUGACACAACCAGACAUCCCUAUUUUUGUUGCAGUUCUUCUUUUCUUCUCAUCCUUUCCACCUUGUGUUCUCACCAUCCUUCCAAUGGAGACCACAGCUAUUCAUGUGGGACCACAGAGUCCACAGAGUGACAGUGGGCUAUAUUUGGAUGUGCUGUUUGGGUGUUAGCGUAUGUGUGCAUGCAUGUAUGGAGGCAGAAUCUGCUUGUCCGCUCCAAUGUUAGUUCACGUAACACAGGUCCAGUCGAGCCUAACCCAAAGAGCAUUGAGUUGUAUAUGUGUAGAGUAUUGACUGCCUUAACGAUCAAUGCAACACUUCUAUCUUUGAUUUAUAUCCCCUGGUCUCUGAGCUCUCUGGGUGCUCUUUGAUUGAGUUCUUUGGCCACUGGUUAUCAAAGUGGAAAGCUGAGAGACAAUCGAUCACUGUACAGGUAACCUGACCCACUUUUGGAAAUAUGCUUUACUAGGCCGCCUUUGCUGGCAGAAAACUCACAAGGUACUGCAAUUCCUCUUUCUUUACUCUCUCUCUCACAUACACACACUGGCCUAAAUCAAGAGUCCGCUCUGCUGUAUCUGACAACACAAGCCUCCGCCGAGGGUGAACUGUGUUGGGAGAAUGACUGGCCCAGAUGGCAUUACCGUGUAGCACCGGAGACGAGGCUGAAAGAAAUCAGGAUGUUGUUGUACUUUUAUCAUCAGUUUUUCUCACUUUCUGUCUCUCACUUCUUUACACGCAAUAAUACACUUUUGGCUUUUGUACUCGUGAGGACGCUCAGUGUAUUCCCUGUCCAAUAACCCCUCUCUUACCUCCCGUAUACACUCGUCCAGUCAGUUUUCAGUGAUAGACUUUAAUGAGCAACAAAGACCAGACUGUGUGGAAAUAUAUUUCUCAGGGAUUUAACCACAAUUUUUGCAAAAGGUUAUGGUUGGAACAGAGAUUCAAGUGAAAAUAUCAGAGCUUAAUGUCCGAGUUUUGGAGUAUGCUCAACUCAAAUAUGACAUAAAGUACUCAUUAGGCCCAGAGUGGAGACUGGUAGGAUGUAUCAGAGAACAGUAUGUUAACUAUCACAUCAUGCAGUGAGCAAUUUUUUACCUUAAAACUUAUUUUAUGAUUUGGAAAUAGUUCAAGAAUAAAGGGAGAAUAACAACGGAUAUUUGUAAGGUAGUCUGCCUAACUAUGGUGAUGAAAAAACUGCUUCUUUAAACUCGUUGCAUCGCCUCUAGCACUGCGUGUCAGCACUGGUGUACUAUUGGUCUUUAAGUAGUUUGUGGCACUUACUAAUGUUGUUCUCUCCUGUCUGGAUCUUUACUUGUGUUGUACUUUCUUUUAGAUGUUGGUCUCUUUAGACUAAAGCGUCUGCUGUAUGGAGCUGGGGAGCAAUACUGAAUUGGUGAUCUUUUUUUUGUGGGUCUGUCUGCUCCGACAAACAAUUGCACACAAAACCGCAGGCUAGCAGAUCGGCCUCAGACCUCCCUCACUGUCAACACAAACCUGUUGAGGCAGGUCACCUUCAUAUUGGUCUGAAAUAAAAUAGAAGAAAAAAAGUUUUUGACGCACAAAACUCUUGCAGACUUCCCACAUUUUUCCUGGUUGGCUGCUGUGACAACACAAACAGCUUAAAUUUUCACCCAAAACUUUACCUGACAGCCCCCUGUUAAAAUUCCCACCUGAAUUAAAGACCCACUUUGAUGAAAAUCAGGUUUUUCUUAUUGUCUACAUUUUCAUAUGGCAUUUUUUAGAUGCAAGAAGACAUAUCAUGAGGAAAACUAAGUGCAAAAUUGCAUUUUUAAUUUUUAAUCUUUUAUUUUGGUUUCUCUUGCAAUAUGAGCUAGGCGCAAUAUUUGUCAUUUGUGAUCCCCUUGGUAAGUGUUUCUGUGUUUGCAUGGGGCUUAUUGUUGGCAUUUAAUAUUGUGUUAUUCAUUUAUGUUAUAUGAUCGUAUUGUAUCAAAUCGUAUCAUAUUUGAUUAUUUUCCUGCCUUCAAAUCACUGUGAACCUCUGGCAGACCCAAACAGAUACAGUGAGAUUUCCUACAUCACAAUUCCAAGUUCCACCCCCUGGAGCCUCUCUCUGCAGACCAGACUCCGGGAGGUAGAGAGGACAAUCGUGGAACAAGUGUGUGCGGUAGCGGAUUGCAGAGCUCCUAAGAAAGCUAAUUAUGAUAUUAGCUUAGGGUCCGAGAGCUGGAUAGCUCCUAUAUUACAUGCUACUUCUGCUGCACUGGCAAUGUAAGGCUGCAAGCUAGCGUGAAGAGGAGCGUGAAGAGCAGCGCUGUUUCAACCCGCUACUAAGAGCCGAACAGCUAAUGGGCUACUGGAGCUCUGCAGAAGAAAAGUCCUUGAAAAUGACACUUUAAAUGGUAAAAAAGAAAUUUUCAGAAAUUUUAAGGGCGGACCAUUGUGUGAAAACCGUUGGAAAUAUUUGAGAAAGUUAAUAGCAAGCCCAUUGGCAGGGCUGAUGACAUUUGCUCUCCUGUCAAAAAAUGGAAGAAAAUAAAAACAAGGCGUAGGUGUACUGCAAGAAUAAAGGUGAGCAUGGUUUGGUACUUUGUGAUAACAGUAUUCAAGAUUUCAGGAUGGUUUGAUUCUCUAUUACAAGUCCUUAAUGAAGAUUUCAAGUGUACCUUGGUAGACAGACAUCCUUGAUCAAAUAAUGGUCCUGAUGUUAACAAGUACACAGGAUUCAGGCUCUUUGCUUCUAGCGAGCACUGUUCACCUCGAUGUGUGAACCCAUAACAGCAACACGUUAGAGGAUGAAAACACAAAGUGAGACUUCCUUAUAUUCACCUCUGCUCCACCACAUGUUCUAUAUACAAUUUACAAGCUAUUGGGAGGAAUCUGUUUCUUAUAAGCAGCAACACUGACAAAGUGAGGGAAAUACAUUAAAACUAACAAACGAGAAAUGCUGUGAGCUCUCUGCUAUUUAUGCACACAUUGUUGAUAAGAUUAUUGACUUAUAUUCACAGGUUUAAACCUUUAAUUUUUUAAUCUCAGUUGUAGUAAGAAGUCUUAACUCUGAAAAAAUCCUGGACAAAAAGCAAAAACUAAGAAAUUGUGCCGGUUUUCACAAAUGUCUUCACAGAGUCCUCAUAAGGACGGCAGUGUGAAAGCAGACACACAUGAAAAGAUUUUGCCGUACUUAACUUUAAGAGUCUGUGCUAAAAGAAAUAUUUCCACUGUUUCUAUCUCCUCUGGUUACAAUACAUGGAAUAAAAGAGAAGUGUCUUUUUAGAUAUUGUUAAGCUCUGGUUUUGCAAGCGAAGCAUGUGUCAAUUGGUGACCUUUUCCUCAUAUAUAGUACAGUUUGCCGCAGUGUGCGGCUUUAAUCAGGCCUCAGCUUCGGCAGAGACGUGCUCAGAUUUUCCCACUACACACAAGAGAGGAAAAACAGGGCAAAAGGAAGGUAAGAAGGAGAGAAAGGAAGAGAAGUAAUGAGAGCGAUGGGAAGGGAGCUGGAAAGAAAGAGUUGUGCAUUUAAUUCCAAUACAUGGAUUAGAAUAUACCCAUUUAGUUUCCUAACCGUAAUCUCUGAGGAAACAUGGUUUAGCGGAAGACGGCAGUCAUUACAGACUAUGGGCCUUAUCCUUCCAUCACAUUCUCCUACUCUAACUGCACCAUAUCUAUUAUUAAUGCAAACAUUAUCAAUAAGACUUCAGACUUUUACAGCAUGGUCAGUGUGUGGUUUCCAAUGUGUCAAUUAGGACUUCCUCUUUUACUUUUAUCACUCUUACUCUAAACUUCUCUCUGUACUUAAAGACUCUCUCUGAUGGCCUCAGUGUGAGUUUUUCUUUUACCCCAGAACUCUUUGAUACAUGACCGAAAGGUGUUAAAUCACUGGGAAUAUCUGUUCUGCAGUGUGCUGCUAACUCAGUCACUCUUUCCAGGGGCAGUUCAUCCAUUUGUUUGGUGUGUACACUCUGUGGGAUGGCUGUUUACCUUGUUCCUAGAGUAUUUAGGGAGCUCAGAUAACCUUGAAUAAUCUACUCACCCCUCACUAAACAGACAGCACUAGGUUCUGCAUGUGGCACGCUUGAUUUAACAUUUAUUCCAAUGAUAAAACAUUCAGAAGAGGGUUGACGGAGAGUGGCAUAGAAAGUUCAGAGACAGAAACUUUAGAAAAUCAAAGAGUCACUGAAACGCAAGACAAUUUUCUGGUCACCAAGUAUAAGUAAUUGUAACAGAAAGUAGGAUAAUGAAAUUAGAACCCAAACUCGCUUCUUCACUCAUUUUUUUCUUUUACUUUUCUGCUUAUUCAUGAAGAGGUAAGGGCAGCAGACAGUUUUCACUUGUGUCAGUCCUCUGCUGAGUAAGAGGGCGAGAGGUUGUGUCGUGUGACAGCGAAGCUAAACUGCCUUGUGUUUUGACUGAAUGCCAUCUGUCCACGUUGCCCUUUUAGAGUAUUGAGCGGGAAUCCCAAUGAGUACAGUGCUGCUAGAAAAAAAAGGCAGGCCUCUGUCAAGGCACAUUUAAGGGAUAAUAGCGAAAAUAGCUGUGGCUGAAACAAAUAAUCACCUCUGACCAGAGCAACAGAAAGUCAGAGUCAGGGUCACUGGAAGAGAUCUAGGAGCGAAAAGCAGGAGCAAUAUGCCACUGCUUCUCACCAAGUUCUUAAACAAUGAAGUUUGCUUUUAGUCGAAGGGAAUUAUUAAGUUUGAAAGAUGUUAUGCCCCUUUAAUCAAAAUAUAUUCAUAGCACUCCACCCACAAGGUCAGUGCUCUGUUGUUAAGCUUUUAUAAUAAUUGAUGUGACGUAAUGAACUCUGCUGCACUAUUCUGAAAAGUUUCCAAAAUGAGAUGAGUCAAAUCAGAGUUUUAGCAAGUAAUAUUCUUUAUUUGAUGACAAAAAGGACAUGGUACUGCAAACUUCUGAAUCAGGCUGAAGUUCCUCCUUUGAGCCCACCUCAAUUUCAAAUAGUAUUUUUGACGCUGUGUGUUUUGUAUUUUUAAAAUGAGGUUUUUAUGAUAAAUUUUUUAAAUCUUUUAUUUUUAAUGUUUUAUUUAUUUUUUAUUUUUUGCAAUAUGAGCAAGGUGCAAUAUGUGUCAUUUGUGGUCCUCUUGGUAAGUGUUUCUUUGUUAACAUGGGGUUUAUUGUUGGCAUUAAAUAUUGUGUUAUUUAUUUAUGUUAUAUUAAUUGUAUGGUAUUGUAUCUACUCGUACUUACUGUAUUUUAUUGUAUCAUAUCGUGUCAUAUUUAAUGGUGCCAUAUAGAGUUAUAGAGUUUCAUAAUCAUAUUGGUUUGCAGUGAAUCAUGUCGUAUCGUAUCGUGCCAAUCGUAUUAUGUCAUAUAAUAUUGUACUGAAUUGUGUUAUAUCCUAAUGCAACAAUCAAAUUGUGUUGUAUGGUGUCAUAUUCAUAGUCUGCAUAUAGAAUGGAUGCCAUCUGCCUCCUUGCUGGGUGAAGCCACCACGAGAACAGCACCCUCUGGUGAUGGGCUGCAGUAUAGGUCAUAAAUCCCGCCUCCUCCAGCAAUCCCUAUGGAGCUGUGGACAAAAUUUUUAAAUUUACUACACAGAACAUACAUUUUUCUCCCCCCUGGUAGCGAUGUUGACAUGUAGUUAUUGUAAGAUUGGAUUGUGCUCAAGUCUUCUUUUUCUGUGCAGUUCUAUUUUUAAAAGUUAGUAGGGGGUUCAUGUUUUCUUGAUAUAGCCUAUGGGCGUACGAAGAUUGCGACCUGGGGGAGACGCUGUUUGAGUCAAGCGUCAUCACAGCGACUCUCGGCAACUAUCCCGCCGAAUGCGUACGAUGCUACUGCGCAAUUGGUGGUUCCAGAAAGAGGAGAAAAUCCCAGAAAUACAGAGCGCAAUUUGGCUUCCAAUUCGUUUUCGUAAUGACUGAAGGCGGAACCAAGUUGUCCAUAGCAUAUAAAGUCAAUGGUCAUAAUGUAUUGAAUUAAAUUAUAUCUUAGUGUAUCCUAUUGGAUUUGAUUAAAUUGUAUCAUGCUGUGUCAAUUAGUUGUAUCAAAUAGUGUAAAUUUUAGUUCAGUAUACUGUACUAUAUUUUCAUAUCGUAUCGCGUUAAAUUAUAUUGAAUCCCUGAGUUGUAUUGUAUUGAGUUAGAAUCGUAUUGUAUCGUGUCAGUUAUAUUGUAUCUCAUUGUGUCUUAUUGUACCGUACGGUAUUGUGUAUCGCAUAUCUUAUUAGGUUGUGUCUGAAGUAACCUGGCUGUGAGUUUGCAUGCAAGCACUGAAGGCUGCAGUGACAAUCACCUGAUAGACAGUGACAACAGGAGUUUAAUAAGAGAGGAGAGGAGGGGGGAGAUAAGGUCAGAGGAACACAAAGGAAAGGGGAAGGAGAGAAAGGCAUGAGAAACAUCUUUUGUUUCUCUCAUUUGCCUCUCGUAACUUCCAUUGUAUCAGCAGCCAUUGUGUCAUGGUUAUUGUUGCUUUCUGAGAUAUGGUUUCUAAAGCCUCUGCGGGCUGAAGACUAAGGGAAUGAUAAGUGAUAAGAGUGAAGAGCUGUAAUUUCACAUUUAACAGAAAUUAUCAUCCACAGAGGAACUCAUAUUUGCAGACGGGUAGGGGAAGGGAAUUCUCUAAACGCGACAGAAGUCUCAACAGACUGCUGUUUUUUUUAACGUAGAGAAGAAGCUAUAUUAGAGGACCCUGCAGUCUAAUAGCUGUUUUCUUCCCGCCCCCCCCUCCUCUUUCAUGAGGAAAUGGUUUCCAAGACUGACACUCAUCUGAUUUGAGUCACAUUGUUUGUCACGGGCAUCAAGUGAUAGGAAUAAGAAUCCAUAUAAAAAGCCAUUAGUUUUCUAUUACUGCCAAGCUGGAUGGACAGGCACUCUGUGCUCAACCGAAUAACUGUGUUUAAAGUGUCAGGUUGGUUGAAAGAAGUCUACCUCAGUGGGGGCUCCCCUGCCACUUCCCUGGGGGCUGAGUGGCUGAAAUGACCAUAAAACUCUGUUGAGCUAGACAGCCUGUAAUUUCAGCAGCGAGUGGCGCUUUGCAGAGGUAUAAUGGAAAGCCCGUGGAAGCCAUGAAAUUUGCUGCAUCCCUGUGUUGGAACACCAUUGUCUGAACACUCAGGACACCUCUCUAAACUUUAAAUUACUGUUUUUAAGCCGUCAUUGUCUGAAAGAGCUCUGCAUCUUUAAAGAAACACACUACUCGUUCCCUUUCUUUAAUCUUUAGCGCUCUUUUCCUUUCCUACAGAAAUCUGACAUUCACUUUUUUUGUUGGCCAAAAAAAAAAAAGUCCAAUAACCUUUGCUUGCAAGGGAUGGAAAAAUGGAAAUGCGGCUCCACAGGUUGCUGCAUACAAGCACAAAAGAAUUGUUUUUUCUCCUCGCUGUUUGUUGUGGGUUUUUUUUUAUCAUCUGUGCUGUGAUGGUGGGAACGAGUGGCUUCUUUCAAGAGGGAAUAGGAACGGAUGAGAGAGGGCUUUGAGUGAGGAGGACAGGUGCAGAGGGGGAUAGAUUUGUGUAUGUGUGGUCUUUCCUCUGUGAUUUAACAUUAUGUAAUGUGUAUCUCUGUUUGUGUUUGUGCGCAAUCAUUUGAGCCUUUCCAACCGACGCUAGAGCACCCACACGUCCAGCUUUCUGGAGCGUGGCUGAAGAUGUGAUGUUAGCAGCAUGUCACAUCGAGAGGCUCUCCGAAUGAUUUGAUAGCAGGGCAGAUGGAGAUGUUGGAGUAAUGAAGUGAGUCUGGGUAGGUUUUGCUGCUGGGGGCCUGAGCCCAUCACACAACACUGACUGCAUCUCUGCUGUUGUUAGAGACUCAUUCACAGACAGACAGAGAAAGAGAGAAAGAGGGAGAGAGAGCGAGACAGGCAGGAGAACAGAGGGAUUGUAACCUCAUCACCCCUUUCCCCCUUCAGCUAAAUCUGCCUGUCUGCGCUUUCCUUAUUCUCAGAGUUGAGAUGGAGCGUAACAGUAAGCACAACUCAGUACAACAAAAGGAGGACUCUCUGUCUGGUACAUUGUGUUACGGCUGCAUGAACCCUCCACUUUAAGAUUUCCUGGAUGUUGGUGUUCCCGCUGGAAGACACAGAUCUACUCUCUGCAGGUAGACGCUCCAUUUCAUUAUAAUGCAUCUCAUCGAAUCCAAUUACACCAGGAGCUCGUGAAAAAGGCUCAAAAUGAUGAAUAAGUGAUCAAGUGUCGCCAGUGAAGAACGUAUGAUAAGUGAUAUUGCUGCAAUGCAUAUUAAAAGAUGAGGCGGUAUGUAAAUCCGUGUGACAUUAACAUUCAACCUGUUUAGGCUGCUGUGGCAUGCAGCGGUGUGCACCAUCAGCACUUUGUUGUUUUUUUAAUAUGAAUCUCUUGAUCAGUGCGUCAAUGCUGCGCGUGCAUCUGUCAGGGCUUCCCGUCAACUGUAAUUUAAUUCAGCAAGUACAUAAAUAGGUGAUGAGUUGAUGAAUCCUUUGCUGGUUUUGUUAACUUUGAGGUGAUACAUAAAUGUUAAUCCAACUGCAAUUACUGGAAUAGUUUGUGAAGACCUGUUUUUCCGCCUGAAAAUUCGUAUGAAAUGUGGGACUGAUUAAAACAUCAUCCUUCUUACUACACGAGGUUAACAACUUACAUUUCUUUCAAGACAGUAACACAAGUAUGAAGGAACCUGGAAAGCAAAUGUUUGACCUUUGCAGAGAUAUCUCGUUUCAAUUUCUCUGAAUCUCUGGAAAAUUAACUACAAAAUCAAGUCUCAUCUUAUUCAGUAAAUUAAAAGACAAGAAAAUAAACUUAAAAGCUGUUUCAUUUAACUCCAAGAAGUGUGUGAAUUGUUGUUCGCAUUCAGUAUUGUGUUGUUCAUUUGUGUUGUAUGUAUCGUAGGUGACUUUUAAGAGUCCCCGUUUGUGAGUUGAGAAUUCCUCGACUGAAAAACACACAAACUUACAAGCCAUCAGCCAUCUCUUUGAUUAUAUUCAAUUUAUGAUUUAUCCACAUCACUAGCUCUGUCACUGAUGGAUGUUUACAAAAGACAUUGCCUCCUCAUAAAACGACUCUUUUCUAUGCUUUUAUUUUGAUAGAGAUUGUAAAAAUGGCUUUAUUUCCUGCACUGUAAAACUGCAAGCUACUUCUAGAAGAUUGAAAGUUACAGAACUGAAUGAAAGCAAUAAAACGAUUGGUUAGAAAGUAUAAAUGUUCAAUUAAUUGGUGCCUAAUGAAAGUGCCUAAUCAUCUCUUAAAGAGCUGCUUCAAGCCAGUUCACAGGCAGUCUGUCUAAGUCUGCCCCGCUGCUGCUGCUGCUUCUUCUUCUUCUCUCCUCUAUUUUAUGACACAUGUGGCAACCAGCGUAAAGGACCCCGUCAGAACUGGUUCAUUGUAAUAGCUAUUAUUUUAAUUUACAUGAGACAAGAUGAAGGGAAUUUCUGCGGGGAUAUUUAUGUUGACAUUUUUAUCCUCAUUCAGCUCUUCUUAUUCUUGAAGCUCAGUAAAUAAAUGACACAACUGCAGGCUAUUAUCAUUACCAUCUCUUAUUGUAAAAGCCUGGAUUGUGGGACAGGAUCUUUGUCCAUUUUUCUCUAUCAGAGAUAAGUUGGUAACAGGAGCUCGUCAGGCUGCAUCUGGUUCCUGUCUCUAAAAUGUGACAGAGACCAGCAGAUUCCAGGACAUGGAGACCAAUGUUUGCACCACAGUGUUGAAAUGUCCCAGACUUUUUUUUCUGUUAAAUGAUUUAAUAAGACGUUGGUAAUAAGGUUGACCCUGGCAUGGCUUUUGCUGUAAUAUUAAAUCACUGUUGUUAUGGGGUUUUGACCCGAACAGAAUCGAGUUUUUUGAUUUUGUUGGGGAAAAAAAAACAAAAUUUAAGAACCGACAAGAAAGUUUGCUUAUCUAGGCAUAAAGAUUUGAUAUAGUGGGGAAAGGCAAGUCUGGCACUUUCCAACUGAGAGAAGAAAUGUCUCUCCAGUAUAUUAAAACUGUUAAUAUACUCUCUGAGAUAGUGGUUUCCUCAACAUUUACAGUCUUUUUUGCCAAGUUAAGAUCAUCAACUCUUGCCUCCAGAAAUUCAUCAAUCACACUCUUAAAAAGGUCGGUUUAGAAACAACCCAGAACACAUACUGGGUAAUUUUACCUAACUAAUUGGGCUGGUUCACUUAACCCAACAAUUAGGUUGUUCAUAUAACCUAACCAAGGGUUCACAAUAACUACUGUGCUGGGUUCUUUAAACCCAUCAUGUUUGGUUGUCAAUAUUUAAUAUAAUUUUAAAUUACAUUAAUGCAUCAGAUUUCAUAGCGCUUCAUCAGAGAGACCCUCAAAGCGCCCUCAUUAGAAGCUGGUACACAACAGUGCUUCACAAAUUUGCAUCUUAACAACAAAAUGAGGGUCUAUAUAAUAAUAUCAAGUCAUCUACUCUAUAUGGUAAAGCAUUAGUGGGAAUAGAACAAACCUUGCUCUUCACGUCUCCUCGCUUCAGCAGUUGUGGCAUCAAUCUGGUGAGUGGUAGUUCACAAUAUACCAACAAAACCAUAUAGAAAUUAUAACCCAACAGCUAAUAACUCUGUUCCCAACAUAAAUAACCAUGCGAAUUCGGUACUCAGAAUACUCAACUCCAUGAAAAUAACCCAAAUAAAUUGACCGACAGGCUCAACCUAGUGGUUGGGUUGAAAAAACAACCCAGUAUUUUUUUGUAUGCAAAUUAGAGAUGAGUUUGGGUAUUUAUAGCCUUUUCUAAGAACAGAGUAUAUAGAUAGAAAUACUGUAGCUGUAGAUAUAGAUAUAUGUAUGGAUAGAUGUCUUACAACAAUUGAAAGAAUCCCAUACAGUAAUUGAAAACAAACCGUACCAACAUCUUGCUCAAGAUAAAGACUUGCAUGUUUACUUGCAUCAAUCAAAAUAUCAUGAAUUUUCCCAUCAAGUCCCUCUCCCACGGCACCCUUUGAAAAGAAAAUGACUGUUCAAUGAUACAGAUUAAGUAAAGGAGAGGAGGGUAUCAGAGCAGCUAUCAUAAAUGAGUCAAGUCUGUUUAUCAGGGACUAAGUCUACCAAAUAUUAGCAACCAGCUGCAAACCAGCCAGAAGAGACAGUCAGCUAACUGCCCUAACUAAAACUGUCGCUAUAUUUGUGUUUGUGACGAUGUGUGUGUCUAUGUGUGCACUUGUGCAAGUGUGGGACCGAGGACGAAACAGCCUAAGGGACAUUAUAGUACCUUUGAACUUAAGGCUGCGAAAAGUGGUCACACCAGGUCAGAGUAAAUGAGUCAUAUGAGAGAGAUAAAGAAAGAGAGGGAGAGGGGGAGAAAGAGGGAGAGAGAGGGGAGGAGGAGAAAAAUGUGCAAUGGAUUGUGAUUCACUUAGUGGGCAGCUGUGAUGUGAACAGUACAGACAGAGCAACUUUGCACACGCUACUCCCAAUAAACCUACUUAAGUGGAUUAGCAAUGCCACCCUGGGGCCCUCCACAGACUUAAAGCUCUUAUCACAAACACACACCGAAACAAAACAUACUAUUUUUAUAAGGUCUUGUUGUUUGUGGCGAGAGUAACUUUGGGAGACAAUGGAGAUGUCCAGUUUGAAUAUGGAGUUAACAGCCAAAAGAGUCAUAUCAUAUCUUUCUCAUCCUUACACAAAUGCCCGACCGCUGGCUCCACAUUGCAUGCUGUGAAUGCAGUAAAUAGCUUGUUGGCUCGGAGGGGCGAGCGAGACCUGGUUGCUAUUCAAGCCACCUGUUGUUGUGGCCCGGGAACAGAUGUUGUAUAUACUUUCCCAGUUUGAUGUUGGUCAUAAUUGGCAGCUGCUGUAGGGGGCUAAUGGCGCCAGAAUUAGGCCAUGUGCUUUGAAUCUGUGUUUGUGUCUGAAUGGUCAUCUGUCAUGUGCUUUUGACUGACUCUUUGCCUCUUUCUAUCUGUGCUGUGCUCCGUGUUUUCUCUGCAGGUCGAGGCUGGCUGACUACUCGGCGAACUGCAGGAUGACUCCGAACACAGUGAGCACCUGUCCCAACCAAGACAAUCACCAGGCCUGCCUGGCCUCCUACGCAAGGCUCAUCGGUCAGUGCCGCCUUGGCUCGGAGUUUGUGAGAGAGAAAAAGAGCAUAUUUAGCUCCAGAUUUCACAUAUUUUUCUGAAAUUUCAGAUCCGUGCCGAAAAAAGGGGCUGUGAUUUUAUUGAAAGAGAGAGGAAUAAGACUUCCCUCUUGGCUUCAGAUCUCCUGGAGCGCACUGGACAUCAGUUCACUGCUAGAAAUAAUUAGAGAGCAGAGCGCAGUGGGAGCGUUUACUUAAUUAAAACACCUGAUGGCCAUCUGUUUGCUCAUUGUAAAUGUUGUUCAAACAAUAUGAGAAGACUUCCACGGGCAUAUUUUUCAAUCCCUUAGCUUCACACAACUCCAACUCAAAUGCAAAUUUUCACAAAAUAACUUCUCUUUUUUUUUUUUUUUUUUUUUAACCCAGUACAGUGGUUACUGAAGUGUCCAUAUUUUAGUAUCAGCCACUGCUUCCCCACUGUGUGUCAUAAAUCGAGCAGUAUGAAGUGAUAAUAUGCCACGGUGCUUCCGGGAUUUCUCUGGAAAAUGCUGUACAAAGUGCAUCUAACGCCCCUGACUUCGGCUGAAAGCAUCGCUACAGAGAGACAUUUGAAAAGUAAAAUGUUUUGUAGAGCAGUGCUGCUAUAUUCGCACACAACGCGCACACACACACACACACUUCCUAAAGCACCUACUUUGCAAAAUAUUCAUAAUAUAAUGGCCUCUUUACAUCUAAAAUAAAACAUUACAAAAUGCUUCACCUUGGCAUAAACUCUAACAGUGCAAACCCAUUCCUAUGACUAACAUCUUGUUGUCCAUUUUAUAUACUAUCUGCUAUAAAUGUGGUCCAUUAUUGUCCAUUAGUGACCUAUAACAGUUUUUUUUUCCUAAUGUGUGUAUAUAUGUGUGUGUUUGUGUUUGUCUGCUAUUGCCCUCACAGGGACGGAAAUGACUCCCAACUACGUGGACAGCAGCGUCUCCAACUGGACUAUCUCCCCUUGGUGCACGUGUAAAGGCAGCGGAAACCAGGAGGAGGAGUGUUUGAACUUCCUGCACCACUUCACAGAAAACACAUGCCUAAGUGAGCCAUGCUGACACACACACACAUGCACACACGUUCAUACUGUGCAUGCUUUUGAAACUGAUAGGGGUCUAACAGUCAUGUAAUAUUGAUAAGAACACAAGCCUGUGAUGCUGUAGUUACUCCUACUGAUGCCAUGUAAGAGCAGAGUGAGCCAUGAACUUCGAUCGAAUGCAACUUUAAUGGUAUUGUGUCAGUUUCUUUUUUUCUUUCAGUGAAUGACUGUUGAUGUGUUGUUGUAAAGGAGUGGGUGAUAGUGGUCGGGGGGAGCUGAAUGCGAAGAUAAUGCAGGGUGGGGCUGGAUAAGUUUGUCAGCAACAAGGUUAGAUUUAAAUUUUUAAUAAAUUCAACGGAAAACAAGGAAUUAUUUAUCAUAUGUGGAUCCGACGAAACAGGAAAUAAAGUCUUAAAGGGAUAUUCCGGCGUAAAAUUAAUUUAAGGUCAAAAACACCGUAACACAGAGUUAGACACCCCCCUGAGAGAUGAAUGUUGCCGACCGCUUACUUCUCUAGUUAUACCUCAACCAAAACGCCACUCUAUAGCCACAAAUAAUGCUCAGAACAGCACCUAACUUCAUCAACAGUACAUAUAGGGUCCUAGCCACAGCACUAGCCACCAAACAUCUUCUUAACUUUGCCUAAUUUCUUUAACAAAGAGACUAAACACAACUCACCUACUCUCUUCCAGCAGCCGCUUGUUUGUAGCAAGACCUCGGCCAGUCCAUUACGGACUACAGCGGGGUUACGCAGCUCAAGGAAGAACAUUUAUGAUCAUUUCUUUAUCAUUUCCUUGAAGUAAUAAUCAUCAUAUUAAUCAUUUUGCACUGCAGACACGGUAGUCCUUCUGCCUAAGCGUCUUGGUCUGAUUGUAUUUCCAUGAAGAAAUGAUCAUAAAUGUUCUUCCUUGAGCUGCGUCACCCCGCAGCAGUCCGUAAUGGACUUACCCAAGGUCUCGCUGCAAACAAGCGGCUGCUGGAAGAGAGUAGGUGAGUUGUGUUUAGUCUUUUUGCUAAAGAAAUUAGGCAAAGUUAAACGAUGUUUGGUGGCUAGUGCUAUGGCUGGGACCCUAUAUGUACUGUUGAUGAAGUUAGGUGCUGUUCUGAGCAUUAUUUGUGGCGUUUUGGUGGCGGUUUGUUUAUGGCUCCUCAGACCGCUGUGUAUUGUUAUCGUGGGGUCUUUACUAAAGCUGGUAUAACUAGAGAAGCAAGCGGUCGGCAACAUUCAUCUCUUGACGGGUUGUCUAAUUCAGUCUUACAGUGUGUUUUACCCUAAAUUAAUUUUACGCUAGAAUACCCCAUUAAGAACUAAGAGUAACUAAGAGUAGAAAUACGGAUAGAUGUAAGGACCGAUAAAUUAUAAGUGACACGAGGAUGAAAACUUCCCCGAAAGUCCCCUUGAAACUUGUCUGCUACAUAGUUUCAUAUAACAUGUACACUUCUUUGCCCGCUGAUUAAGUCGGAAUUAAAUCGUCUAAGUUUCUCACCACACUAGUCAUUUCUUAUCACUUCUCAUCCCUCCUUUGGGCUAGAUCUGCCCAGACUUUAAUACAAAAGAAACCAUUUGCAUGUCAUUUCCACAUUCAAUCUGAAAAAGUUAAAGGGCUUAUCCCUUGUGGGAGUAAAAUGUCAUGAAGGAACAGCUCUUGCGCAAAUGAAAUAAUAGGAGAUGCUAAAAUACAUCAUCUGUACAUCUCAUGCAUAACGCACAAGGUGCAGCAUGACAGAGUGGUUACCUCAAACAUCCUCAGGAUUUUUUUUCUCCCUCUGAGGAGUAAAAUACAGUGAGUGGCUUCAUUGCUGUGGCAGAGCAAGCAGUGUCAUCAGUGCUACAAGACACCAUUGCCUUUAACAUGUUCCAUUGUGUGGGUAAUGCUUUCAGACCAUUUCAAUAGAUUGCUGGGGUACCAUUUUAGCUGAGUGUGCAGGAUGAGGGAUGAAGCUGGAAGCUGAGGAGGCGUCUUGAAAAAUAACACAAAAUGCAGCAUCUCCGCUCUGCAGUCAAGGGGAACAGGCGAUAAACUUCCACACACCAGAGCGGAGAAUAUACACAAACACACACACACACUAUACAGAGCUAUGCAUACAUAUACAUGUAAAUAAAUGACCCCCGUAAAUCCCUCAGUCUCACCCCUAUCUGUUUUUGUUUUCACUGUUUGUCACUGCAGAGUAAAUCUUUUUUUUUUUCAUUGAUUGACAAACCAAAACACUUUUUAUUUUUAUUUUUUUUUACAAGUGAAGACCAGUCACGCAUCCCUUUUCCACAUUCUUGUUAUUUAUUUUUUUAAAGAGCAAAGGAUUAGUGCCAAUAUUUAUUCAAAUAUAUGUCAGGACCAACAGAAAACUGUGAGGCAGAAAGGGUCAUAUAAUUGUAAUCCAAACACAGUCUGAAUCCUGAUUUCUUUUCCUCCACCGUGUCUAUUCCUUGUGUUUUCUUUCCCCCUCAUCUCCGCUCCAUCUGUCCCUGCAGGUAAGUUACAACCAGGGGUUAUAGGAAAACUUAUCCAGAGUCAUUAAAAAAUUGAAUCGCUAUUGGCAAUGAGCUUAAUCACUCAGUGGAACAUUUGGGUGCAGUAAAACAUCCUGCAUGGAGGCCUUCAAGCCAACUGGUUUGAUUUAUGACUAUUCCCCCAUCUUACAGCAUCUGUGAGGGCAAAGUUAGCGAAAAGCCAACCAUGACAAACAGAUGCGUAAUGUUACAUGUCUCAGCAGUACUUCAGUGGCUCUUCACGGCUAACAUUAAAGUUGUCAGGCUUCAGUGGAGAGCUCUAUUCCUCUCUGUGCUUCUGUGUUUUUCAGGAGCAGCUCAAAUUACCACUGUGUCGAACAGAACGAGGAACACGACGGCUGCUUUUGUACACGUUAAGUGCGCAGGUGUACGCGGGCUUUCUCUGUACAGUGCAUGGACUUGCGUGGGCGUGCAGCACCGUGUAGGUGGACAGAGUACAUGACAGACGAAUCUAUGGGGUUGUGCAUCAAAGAUCCCGUCUGCAUAGGUGUCCAGAGGAUCGUGCCCUCCACAUUUAUCCCAUUUGUCCUUUGUGUGUCGGUUGGGAAAAGCCAUUUCUCCUUUGUUUGGGAUUGUUUUGAAUUUGAUCAGUCACACAAAUCUAUUCAAAGUCAUCUCUGUAUGCUGACCUUAUAAUGGAGGUGGUUGCCAAGCAAUUACAUGCCUUGCCUUCUCUCUGGCUGAACAAAGAGAAACAAGCCCAGUGUUUUAAAUGGAUGAGCGGCAAAAAGGUACUCAGCCCCGAUUUUACCAUAUCUGGCUGAAAAGCUGACUGAAAGAGGAUUUAUCACAUUUUUGCAGGGACUUGCACAUGCACUCAGACACAGAAAUUACACACGUUUACAAGGCAUGUGCAGGCGGAUACACAAGAACUCAUAUGCAUGCAUGGACUGCUGUCUUCUGUUUGAGCUGAUUGAUUUGCUACUUUUAAAAGAUUUGCUUUCUGGGUGUAGAACUGCCGGCAAAGAAAUUGGCAUUCAUCAUCUCAAGUGCAGACAUUAUGCCACUAUUUGGUCAGCUCUUUGCAAUUGGAGAACGGCUGUUGCAACUUAAAAGGGUUUUUGUAAUGAGCCGAGGACAUGAACCCGGGUUGUUUGUGUUUGAUAAAUGUGUUCAUUGUGUCUCAGUUGGAUUCCUCGUGGUGGGAUAAUUGCUGGACAAAUUGAAAAAAUAAACAUGUCAGGCAUUUGAAAACAAGGCAGGCCGCGAAAUAUUAAACAUACUGCAGUUUUGCUGUCUUGUAAGAUUCUGUAACAUCCGCCUUCUUGAAUGAUUUCACAGUCGAACCUCCGAUUGCUGUCUUUGAUUUGUUUGGCGAACAACUCUCAAGCUUACUGACGAAGCAGAAAGACUGGCUCUCUGUGCUCUUUUUACUCCUUCCUUCCCUCGGCCCCUCUCCGCCCUCACUCGCUCCCUCGGUUGCCAAAGAUUGGGCAAGGGACCAAGAAGUUGACUUAGAGCUGUCUGUCUGCUCGCUGGCUUCUUGCUGGGACGGCAGUCAAAAACAAAUGACUUUAUAUCUCUGUCCCUGCAGGAAAUGCCAUCCAAGCCUUCGGUUAUGGGAUAGACAACAUGCAGAACAAAAAUGUGUCUGUCCCAGGCUCCUCAGCGGCUACGAAGACAGGAUCGGAUUGGUCAGCAGGCACCUCAGAGCCCCCCUUCGUCACCAUCCCAAAGGUAAUAGAUUUGCUGUGAUUAUUAUAUUGCCUUGGAUGCAAUGGGAAUUAAAUUCAUACGCAAAAUCAAAUGCGGAGUCAUAAUCUCCUGACUGCCUGUCAAUGAGGUAGCAUUCUGAAUCAGGACUAUUAAUCCUAGAGUCUCUUAUGUAAUAUAUCGGUCACCUCAUUGUGUGAGAUUCAUGCAGGGAUGAUUUUUUUCUCAUGUUGUUGGAGCCCAAAUAUAUCCAUCCAUGUUCAGCAGGUUCCAGCAACUUCUUUACAUAAAUUUAUCGAAAUGGACCUAUUACAAGAAGAAGCGCACAGAACCACUCCCCCACUAUGCUUCCAUGAAAGGAGGAUUUUGUGCAGAGACAAAAUCACGAAGCCAACACGCUGCAGCAUUCACAGUCACAUCACAUUCAAUCUUUAUGCCUGUUAAAGCAAUUGGCACAUCAGAACAGACGCUUUAUGAUAAGACAGUUUAUGCUACACCCAAGAUGAUGACAUUUGGUUGAAAUAUUAUAUUUCUCUCUCCUACAAUGAAAUAGUGAAAGAAAUGGGAGGUGGGGGUUUUUAAUCUGGAUUAGAGGUUCUAAAAUACUGGCCCAGGGCCUGUUCUCUGCUGAAUGCAGUCUACUCUGAAGACUGCAGUCAACUCAGCUCGAACAGAGUUCACUGUCUAAGGCAGAAAAACAUCACUCUCUGCUGUGCUGCAAAAAUGUACGUGCGUUUGUCUUUUAAUGGGACUGUACUUCAUUUUCUUUUCAAAUUAAACAUGAAAAUGACAGAAGCUCAUUGUCAGCCAAAAACGCACACUCUCUCCUUCUCUCUGUCUCUCUCUCCAUCUCUCUCUCUCUCUGUCUCCUCUGAACAUGCUUGAAAUAUUUCUCUCCAUUUUUGGCCAGGAGGAGUGUUUUACUUUUUCUCCCCCUUUUUUUUUUAUCUCACUGUUGAAUUUGAUUAGUUUCCACUGUGAAAUAUUGUUCAGCUUUACAGAUGUAUUUUAGAUGUGGCAUGCACCCCUCUGAUAUAUGAGUAAUGAUGUUUUUCACCACUGCAGGAGACCUACUUUCUAAGCUUUGCUGUAGUAGACACUGUACUAUAAAAGUGUACUGUUAAACCUUCUGCCCACUUACUCUGACACUGUUGAUGUUAUUAUUUGUGACAUUUUCUCUAUAACUAUAAUGGAGAUACACAAAAACCUAUGCAGCAUGCAGUGUUUAUGAAUGUAAAUUUGCAUGCUGGAUGAAUUACUCCCAUUAAGACGUCUAUUUUGAGUAAUUCCAGGGGCUUUCACGGCCAUUAAAUGGUCACACUGCAGCCGAAUCAUGCAGCAUUGUCCUUUUAUGCAGAGACCCUCAUUGUUGUGAAGACAGCAAAUUAAAACCUUAAAAAAUUGUGGCAAAGCGGAGAAUUAAUGGACAAGCAGGUCUGAUAACAAUAACAGUGUGUAUGUUUUUUUGGAAAGGUGUUGGAGAGGGAGAGAGGGGAGCGAGCGAGGGAAUGGAUCGCGGAAUUGCUUCUCUGUGUGUACGUCAGUAUUGAUGCACUGCUCUGCGCCUGUCUCACUGCAGCGUGGUGUUUAAUUUAUUGUAAAAAUGGUAAUUAGGAAACAAUAAGACGUGUGAUUACUCAAGCAGGAAGUUUAUAAUUAGAGAGGGAGCUGGUAGGGACAUUUUGGGUGGCCCUGCGUUCUCAGACAACUAUGGCUGGCAAUUAAAACUUGUCAAACUUCCCUGGCAGAUAUAUUGGGAGAGUGUUGUUUUGGUUUGAGUGCUCUUGGCAAGAGACUGACUGUCCAAGCUGUAAAUCUCAUGACGGUCAGUGCACAUGCAUGCCCACAUGUGGACAGAUAGUCUUAGAAGGAUGAGGGAUAAAUGGACGACUGAUGACUAUGACACCUCAGGCUAACCGGCAGUAUGACGCCGAGUUUAAGACGAGCUGUUUCUUAUACCGUACAUGUCAGCCGUGCAGCUCCUGUAUACAGAGUAGACAUAUUCAGCUUAUUUAAAUGCAUAAUUAUUCUAAAUGUCAUUGCCAGUGGUUGUGGGUUUUUAUCCCAUACUCACUGUGUAAACAUGUGGGCUGAAGCUUGGUCCUCAGAGCCCUGUAGACAGAGCAGUCGUCGUCACAAGUCAGGCUGUGUUUAUAAGGAAAAAAAGGAUUUCCCAAUACAAUAAAAAAACUUUAUGAAUAGAUUAAUGAAAGAAUCCCUAUUAAUAAUUUAAAUUAUUGAUUUAUUGAGCAAUUACAAAGGGAACACUUCAAGGUCAGGCAAGGACACUUAGUUUGAGUUGAUGUUUGGGCUCCCUGUUGCAAAACCCUUGACUUUUUCCUGUACCCUGAUGUUGAACGAUCUGUCCACCUGCUCUAUUUAAAGAGUAAAAUGUAAUAUAAUUUCUGUUUCAUGUAUCUGAAAUUGCUCUGAGGAAAUAGCUCAUCUUUUUAAUGGUUAAUUGUUUGUUUUUUUCCUUCUUUUGAAAUAGACAUUUAACUCACAAACAACUCCCUGGACACCUAUAAACCUUAAUUUUGCCUUUUAUACUGUCCGCCUGGGACUUCUAUGGAGUAGCUUUGCCUAAUUUUCAGUGCUCAAAAAACUCCAUCUUUAUCUCCUACCUUGUUUAAAUAAUUUAGAGCUGCUGACUGAAAUGUUUGGUUUUGGCUGCUUUUCCUGUGAUAUGAAGGUAGAAAUGGUAUCUAGAUGUUGCUUUUUACACAGCUAAGAAAAAACGUCUCAGAUGUUAUGCUCCUGCAGAAUACUUCUUAGGUCAGCUGUUAACACCCACUUAGCUUGUGUCAUGGGCAGGACAUCAGGUGAGACAAAGUGGAGCAAGAAAACAGAGGGAGAGACUCACCAACAAUUUUGAUUUAUCAACUUUGUCAGCCAUUAGUAUGAUAAAAGGCAGAUUACAGUUAAUUGUCAAGUGCCUAAUAUUACAAAGUCGUUUUUUUUAAGAAUUACAAGGUCAUGUAGCAGACGCCUUUAUCCAAAGCAACGUACGUACAAAUUAUACACCAGCAGAGGACACACACUGUGAGCAAGGUAGGUUAAGUUUCUUUCCCAAGGACACAACAGACAGGUGGGAUAAGGGUAGAUGGGUAUUGAACCAUCAACCUUCCAGUUGUUGGAUGACCUCCAAAGCUACUGCCACCCAAAUAUCUGCUCUCGUAAUUGGCUAAGGUCAAUCAGGGGUCCUUGCUAGUUUGAGCCUUCAUGGGAGGUCUUAGAUCGAGCAGCCAAAGGUUUUAGUAACGAUUGAGAUGCAAAUCCAGCUUGUACCAGCCAUUAUUUAUCGAGGUGUUAUCAGCAUAAACACUUUUCAUUGCUGCUUGUCCUAAAAAGUACAUUUAAAAAAUGCCACUUUUUUUUUUCUUUAUCGCCACUUUCAAAACCAAAUGAACACUUACGAGCAACUUUUCAAGACACAUUAAAUCAACAAAGUACAGCGUGAAGGAACAAAGUCCCUCAAACCAGAAGUUCUAGAGACUUUUUGUCAAAACAUACCCAUUUAAUAUCUCAAGGAUCAAUUGUUGUGGAUGUUCCAUACACUGUGAUAAAAUGAAAGAGGUGGUAUUGUAAUUACUUUUGAUUGUAAUUACUGGCACUCAGUAUAAAGCCACAAGAGUAAGAUUAUAAAGCAAGCUAAUGAGCUUAAUUUACCUUAUUCAAGUUCUGCACUUCAUACAUUUACUCUAUUCACAAUCAAACUCAACUGUAUAUCUCCGGUUUUCUUUUUCUGCAUUUUAGUCUCUGACAGCUACAGAGUUGUGCUCGCUAUAUUCCCAGGGUUUGUGUGGGCUCUGCUGAUAAGAUGGAUUUUGUGUGUCUUACAGCUGUAAUGCUGAUUUGAAUUUUAAUGUCCUCAGACAAUAGGUUCUUGUGCAAGGAAUUCCUAAAGUUCAACAGUUUAUUUUUAUUGCAUAUCAUCUUUCAUUUCCAUUGUGGCAAUAAAACAAACAGUGUAUGAGAGCCCUCUCCUCCAGCCUCAGGAUCAUUGGGAAACCGGAGUUGCCUGUGUUCCCAUGUAACACUGUUGUGUGUUGAUUUUCAGCUCAAUUGGAUAGAAUUGAUUGUGGGCCGAAACUACGUAACUCAGGGUUAUUCGAUAAGUAUAGCCUUGAGGAAAACGGCUCCACUGUACAAUAAAUUUGACAAUAACCUGACUGAUAAUGAAAACACCGACUGUCCACAUGUGUAGACUGUUAUUCAUUCAUAGACAAAUGUCAUACGCUUUAAUUAUCAGUGUUAAUAAAUGCAUGUAAAUGUUCUCCAUCCUUGCUCUUCCUCUGUGCACGUACCAAAGCACGAGUUAAUGAGUGCAUGUUUUGACAUUGUCUGUAUCCUAUCACGUAUGCGAGUGUAUGCCUGUGUUUGUCCCGUGCGACUAUGUGUGUGUGUGCCUUCUCACAAGCCUGAGUGUAUGUGUGGAUAUUGGCUGCAACCAGAGAUCUGGACUCAUGUCAACAGGCUGCUACCACACAUCACUGCCCUUGCUAAUUAAUUGGCUUUUAGUCGCGGGUGUGUUUGGUGCAUUGUCAAGCUACCCAUUGCUUUUUUUCCCUCUUUUUUGGCAACAGUCACUUAACCAUUUCUUGGUAGCAGUCGUUGUGUGAACGCUUGUUUCCAGGUACUGUGAUAACUGCAGUUAUUUUAGAUCCCCUCUUUUCUCUCCCUCCCUCUCCCUCUUUUUUCCCUUAACAGGAAAAAAUAUGCCUCUUGUGUUACUAUAAUUCACACCUCUUUUUUUUUUCCUUUUGGUUAUUUAUUUUCUAGUUUAUACGUUGCCUUGUUCUGUUGUAAGAUGAGGUGCGGGGAGAUAACAUCUGAGUAGAUGUUUUUUUUUCUGUGUACAGGGAAAUGGACCAAAGUGCAAUCUCUGCAAAGGUUACAUUGGUGAAGAUGAGUUGAGGGGAUGGUGGGGGAGGAGGAAGAGGAAGAGGAGGAGGAGGAGGAGGAGGAGGAGGAGGAGAAAAUGUUUCAUGUUCCUUAUGAUGUGCUUCUGUAUUGCUGUCCUGGACUGAAAAUGGUGCCUCUUCAAAUUGAGCGAGACUACUCUUGACUUGGAGGCAAAUGGUUCUGCUUUGUGCUACAAGAAUCAGAGAAAAUUGAAAAAGUAUUCAAAAUGCUAACAAUUUUAAGGAACAGCGCAUAAUAAGGCCAUUGUGGUUUGGGAUAAAAGUGGAAGUCUGGAGGCCACAGAGUUUAAUAUCUAGACGGAUGUUUUCCCACUUAUCUUCACCGUAAUGUCAACAUUUAGGUCGACUGUUGAUAUUCACGACUGUACAUGUGGUUAUUCCUCUUGUGCAUAAGAACAAAGACUUUAAUGUGUUGAAACGCACAGUCUAACAGUGUAUUGUUUGCCCUCUUCUUGCCAUAAUUUAUGCCUUAUGAAAUAUUGAAGGAAAACCACAGCUGCUGCUGGCUUCUGCAUUGUGUCUUUGGCUUAGUAGCAUGUUUUCCUUGUAAAUAAAGUCUGUAAUGAUAGCUUUAAAAAGUGUUUAGAGACUUGCUGGCACAACCUUAAAGGGCUGCAGAAAAAAGGAAAAGUCCUCACAAGAAGCUUUCCUUUGUUGCCAACUUGUUUAAGAAGCAGAGAGCAUACUGAGCAGCAGGGGCUUGAAUUAUACUCCACAUAUCAAAACAUUUGGUGGAUCAAACACUUAAUGUUAGAGCCAAAGUGCCUCUGCCAUGAAUACAUGUAAUUUCUCACUCUUACUCUGACUUUUUGACUCCAAAUUUCUCUUGUUCUCCGCGGCUCUGAUCCUGUCUUGCCUCAUCUCCCUCCUCUACUGCCUCUCCUUUCCCCUCAUCAAAUGCCAGAAGAAGAAAGUAGCACGAGUGACUGAGUCAUGUCUAACCUUUACACAUCUCUCUUCCUCUAUGUGUUCCUCUCUCUCUCCGCCCAGUAUCCUGAACCAAGAGACGGUGGCCUGGGCGAAACCCGGGGCCUGCCAGAGGAUCACUCCGCUUGUCUGAGUGCCAACGUCUGGGCUCUGCUUCCCGGCCUGACUUUGGCUCUGGUCCUGGCCCAGCAUGCCUUAUAGAAGCGCCAGGAGGAGAAAAAAAAGAGGUCAUCCACCCACAAGCUGAUCCCAAAAGCAGAAGGUGUUAUUUCUAAGACUGAUAUUAAGAAGGCUGACUCUCUGGGCAGAUGACUUUAAACACAUUUGAGAAAGAGGAGAAAACAAACCAAGGGAAGAGGUAGAAAAUAUUCAGAUUUGACGGUUGUGAAUUUGUUGUUCAUUCAGCCUAACGUUUGGGCGGACUGCAACCAUGUUGCAUCAUAUUACAAUCGGACCCUGUGAGGGACUGCAAGGGCCGCUUUUUGGGAAUGACUCUCCCUGUGACUGAGAACCAAAAACACGGAGGGCCGAAACCGAUCAUGACAAAGAAAGACUUCUGCACUUCUCUCACUGGAGGAGGGAGACGGGGAAUGAACAACAUAAUUAAAUGAAGAACAAGGUUGACAGGGAUGAAAUUGUAACGGAGAGAAAAGGUUUGUACAAGGGGUAAAUGUGGUAGAAAGAGAGAGAAAGAGAGAAAGAAAGAGUGAAAAGAGACAUUUCUGCUUCUGUUACUUUUUUGUCUUGAAUUGGUUCUCGACUUAAUCUUCUCUUGGAUGAGCAGACCAUAAAUUUGGGGGCCGGAAAAUAAAGGGGGGAUGAUUACAUUCUGUCUGUUCAACACAAGUGUAAACUCUAAACUGUAAAACCUACUCAGUGUUCUAAGUGUUGGUAUAGUAUCCGUGACCAUAAUCAAUCUACCGUACAGCUCUUUCAUUUGGGUACUAUAGUAAGCUCUUGUAAGCAGGUGAAGAAAAGAACUAAAGAAGUUACACGUUUAUGGUUCUUUGGUCAUUUGAGAUGUUGUUGUUGACAUCUGUGGAUCAGUGUCCACCUGCACAUGUGUAUAUUUCUGUCUCUAUGUAUAUAAACCUCACUUUUCUUUCAUUUAAACCAAACAAUAUCAUCAGUACCUUUAAUGGACUUUACCGUACGCUAAGAUGGCUCUGUAUUGGUACUAAAAGAAGGCCUUCAUUAUCUGCGUUUAUAUUUGUCUAUAAAGGUCCGAACACAAAGAAUGUAUACGGGGAUGAGAUUAAAUGAGCUCAAACUGCUUGGAAAGCCAUAAUCUGUGUGUGUAUGUGUGUGUGUGUGAAUCAUACAGCGUGUGUUCGGUUAUUACAACACUGGUGCGUCUGUGUUUACAUUCAGGAGGAAGUGGCUAAUAAGGAGCUGCUGAGAUUGCAAGAGUAGGAGUUCAUCCAGCCCCCUAAGAGAGCAGAGGUUAUGAUGCAUGGUGUAAUUAACUUUGGGGUAUUUGGAGAGGGCUUGUCGUGACCCAGACUUAAACCCCACCACUCCUCUUUUUACUGAAUAUUUUAAGAGGCCAAAAUAGUACAUACAGUAGUUAUAAAUGGUCUUAAUUUACACACUUAAAAGAUUGCUGUUUGUGAGCUUGUCCUGCAGGAGGUCAGAGUUUGACCACUGCUCUGGUAAGGCUGCCUUCAAAUAAACGCGGUCAUGAUGCAGUUAAACUCAAAGAAAUGCUUGUUUCCAGGUACUGUGAAACUUAUUUGCUUCCAGCAGAGAGUUUGAUAGGACAUCAAUAACACCCCGUCUGUAAGCUAUAGCCACUGCCAGAAGCCAAUUAGCAUAGCUUAACAUUAAGAUUGAGUAAAGAGGGAAACAGCUUGCAUGGCUCAGUGUAAAAGAAAGUAAAUGCGCAUCACAGCUCCUCUUAAUAUUUCUCAUCGACCUCUGACCUCUUUGUUUUUUUCUUCUUUCUUUAAAGGAGUAAUGUAAACAUCAUAUUUAAUUAUUUAAUAUGAGGUGUUGUUGUUCGCUACUGUUUGAGUUUUUCAUGCAAUAACCAACCGCAGGCCUCAUAUCUACCACACAUUUGAGAGUACUUUCAACUCUCCAUUAAGUUCUCAACAAGAGAGCAACAGAUUUUAUACUAACUGCACUUUUUAAAAGAUCUAAGAAUUUCGUCAAAACCCUCAAAAGGAAAUUUUUACCUUUUCCCCUGUAACUUACAGAUACUUGAAAUACACUCCAUUCAUAUAACAAAUAUUCAUGCAUGCACUAAGUAAAGCUAUUUUUUAUAUUUUAAUCUGAUUUCUGUAACAAAGUCAGUGUUCCUAUUAUAGCUUAUCAAGUUUACAACUUUGACACUCAGACGUUUACAUGACACACAUGAGAAAAACAAAUUAUCGCCUUACUUCGAUUAAGACCGGACAACUGAAGUGCAUGUAAACACCUUAGUCCAACUAUAACUGGAGUUUGAGAACUUCGAUUGGAGUUGCAGUAUGAUCGGACAAUGCAUGUACGCGUGCGCCACGCCCCCGUAACAAAAAGAAGAGGAGUAGUCUGCAUCUCAUCAGCAGAAAAAGUAGCGUGUACAUCAUACAUGACAAAAACAUCGCUGUACUGAUGCUCCAUCUUCUUGCUCAGCAGCUGUAGCUACUUCUGACAUCUGACACGGACCUGCUGUUGUUGUUGACAGUUGUAUGGGGUCGGAAACAGCGCCGCUGAAAAGACCCAUAUCGCCCCCUAGUCUUGAGGAGGAGGACAUUCAAUUUUUUUCGUAUUCGUGGACAAAGAGAGAAGUCUGAUUCGAUUUGAGCAAAAAACAAUAAAUUAUGAGCUUAGUCCGAUUAAGCUGUUUAUGUAAACACACUGAGUGUUGAAUGAGAAAUAUCAACCUACCGUAUCACAAAUAGAAGCACCCAUUCAUUUAGUAUCUUGAGCGUGAUAACAUUAAUUAACCAAACUUACAUGAGAUAUUACAUAUUGCACUCAUUAACAGAAUAACACAAAGAGAUCACAUGGACAUAUGGUCUGAUUAUAUUUCAUACAAAGUGUAUAAUAAUGCAAAAAACGUCCUAGAAAAUAAUAUGUACAAGAAAAAUGCUACUCAGAACUGAACAAUGAUCAUUUUUCAAUGGUUGAACUCUCACAAUGGACCCCACUCACAGUAUAUGACAAGCCUAAUACCAAUGUUAGCAUAGGUUCAAAUUCAUCUGUAAUAUUUGACCCAGAGAUAAAUUCAUCUGAGUUUAAACUCGCAGCUGUCUGAACUUUAGACAGCAGGGGGAAAUACUGCACAACCAAAAAAUAACUUUAAUACAUCAAAGUCACUUUUUUUGUUUCAAACAUUUCAAAAGGUGGGGAAGUGAUCCCCCCUCUCUCUAUGCAGUCAGAGAGAGAUUAAAACUGAGCGUGUGCAAAGUGAGUAUUACAACUCUGGCUCGUUUCUUGUUUGAGAUUUAAAGUGUCUUAACUGCCCCCUGUCUCCCCUACUUGAAGACCAUGCAUGUGUUUUGAUUAAGUUGUUUGCAGAUUUGUUUUCCAUUUCUGGUGUUGAGUCAAGACAUGGAGAUAAAAGAGGACUUUUCUGGUUCAUUUCAUAAUGGGGUUGAUGUUAAAAUAAGCAAAACUGUAGUCAGAGCAAGCAAUUAUCUUCCAGCGUUAUUCCCUGUGUUGCUGUCCGCUCUUAUACCUCCUCUGUACUUUUGCUGGUGAAUUCAGGAACAACACAGGCACAGAGGGGAGGGCUGUAAUACUCAGAAGGCUGAAGUUGACUUAACUAGGACUUGAUUUUGGCCUCUUUGUUUCUCCAAAUAGACUGUAACUAAAAAAGAUAUAAAACAUGAGUUUUGUGUUAAAAAUUGAAAAUAUAUUUAAAACUCAACCCACAUAGGCUUAUUUGCAUCAAAGGUGAAAGAACUGUGAAAGUUUAGUUGUAGAUUUUCUCUGUUUGAACAACAGGCUGAUGUCCUCUUACACACACACAAAUGCUUCCGAAUAUGUAUUAGAUUUAUUCUGCACCAUAGUUUAUGGAAAACAACAACAGUGAGACUGAAAAAUAUGGAAAAUUUUGAUUUGUAUCUUUACAGACAGGAUACCACUUUACCUGCAUUGCUUUUCGUCUCAAAUCAUCUGAAAAGUAUUCAAACUGAACGUGGCAUGUUUGGAAAUGAAAGAUGUUAUUUGGUCUGCUUAAUCCACACAAAUGUCUUCUCUAACAUUGCAGCUCAGUGUUUUCAUCUAAAUGUUUGAGUCUACAGGCAACAGAUUAAAUAUAAUGAUGUGUCACAUGUAUGCUGUUAAACCAAACAGUGUUAUACUGUAUUAUGGCUGGUUUGGACAGGGCCGGAUGUCAAUUUAACUUCUUCUAAACUUGCUCAUCAACAGUGGCUGUGGUUGGGUCUGUUGGAAAUUAUAGAUGUUUUCCAAACUGGUGAGUUUACAGCUCUAGGACUCAGAGGAUAAACAAUGUCAAACACUUUUUUAUAUGUGUAAAACUUGAUAUGAGCUCCAAAAGUGAACAGCAUCACAGUGUUUGAUGUUUCUGGUCCGUCUUGUUAUCAUUUUUGUGUUUCAAAAGAUAUGGGGGCUCAGUUUUCAUUUGGAGAAAUUUCCACCUGUCUCGGAAGAAACUGUCAAACAUUUGUAAAUCAGUCACCAUUUCAAAACACCAACGAAUAUUUAAAGAUAAAAAAAAUCCUGAAUGUU
Messenger RNA from Xyrichtys novacula (pearly razorfish), 60178 nucleotides. The record is from the annotation of a GenBank genome assembly. NCBI's taxonomy places the organism in Eukaryota, Metazoa, Chordata, Actinopteri, Labriformes, Labridae.